This is a messenger RNA of Coregonus sp. 'balchen', 67800 nucleotides long. Lineage: Eukaryota; Metazoa; Chordata; Actinopteri; Salmoniformes; Salmonidae. The record is from the annotation of a GenBank genome assembly.
AUGAUGGAUCCAGGUUCAGAUCACAAUGGCGAGGCUCACCUGAAAUGUAAGCUAACCUUUAUAUAGCUGCACGUAAAACAUUGAUAAGUACGUUUAUUUCAUAAUAACAACCUUGAUGUACUAUAAUGUCCAAUUCCUUGUCACAUUCCAUUGAUGGAGUUGUCUGUUGACUACCAUAAAGGGCAAGAUGAAGAAAGAAAAUAUUUAUCCUGAUGACAAAAAUUUAUUGUUUUGUUGGCUUGCUGAGAGAUAAUGUUUUUUAAAAGUGAGACCAGCUAGUCCAAGGUGGCAUUUUCCACUUUUUUUCACUGUCCAUAUAAAUUAAGUUGUCAUUGGAGACACAUCAAGGAAAAUAUAAAGAGAGGAACUGCCUCUCCUGGUGACAGGAGAUGCUGUCACGAUCGUUGAGAGACGGGUCAGACCAAGGUGCAGCAUGAAAAACAUACAUAUUUAUUCAACUCAAUAAACAUAACAAAACAAGAAACAACGUAACGUGAAGUCCUCAGGCUAUACACAUACAAGCCUAGACACGGAACAAGAUCCCACAACUACGGUAGGCAAACAGGCUACUUAAGUAUGAUCCCCAAUCAGAGACAACGAGCGACAGCUGUCUCUGAUUGGGAAUCACACAUGGCCAAACAUAGAAAUACAAUACCUAGAACAUAAACAUAGAAUUUCUAGCAUAGAUUCUCACGCCCUGACCAAACCAACUAAAGACAACCGGCCUCUCAAGGCCAGGGCGUGACAGUACCACCCCCCAAAGGUGCAUACUCCGGCCGCACCAACCUGACUCAUUAGGGGAGGGUCCGGGUGGGCAUCCGGCUCCGGGCGUGACGACCUCUCCCUCUCUGCCUCCCCGUUGCACCCCUGGUCUGAUCUGGAUCUCGGCGCGAUGCUUCCCCUCUCCUUCCUCCCACGAUGCACCAAGCCCUGUCUGGACCCUGGUGUGGGAGACCCCGAACCUGGAGAGGGGCUGACGGCUGGGCCUGGAUCGGCAAUCCUCCCGCGAUGCAUCAAGCCCUGUCUGGACCCUGGUGUGGGAGGCCCCGACCCUGGAGAGGGGCUGACUUCUGGGUCUGGAGUGGCGCCGCUGACCGGAGUUGAACUGGACCCCGGAGGAGCGGACUGCUCUGGCUCCGGAGUGGAUCCGCUGACCGGAGCUGGACUGGGCACCGGUGGAGCAGACUGCUCUGGCUCCGGAGUGGAUCCGCUGACUGGAGCUGGACUGGGCACCGGUGGAGCGGACUGCUCUGACUCCGGAGUGGAUCCGCUGACCGGAGCUGGACUGGGCACCGUUGGAGCGGACUGCUCUGACUCUGGAGUGGAGCAGCUGACCGGUGCUGGACCAGGCACCGGUGGAACAGGUUUAUAGUAUCACCCUUGCCUGUAUGAAAGGAUGUCAACUCCCUGGCCCCAACAGUAUAUCCAUUCAAUGCUCUCUCCUUCAAAACACAAAUGACAAAAGUAUUUUCUGAAAUAGCACCCAGACGGUAUUGAUCUCUCGAUAUUUACCAUGUCGUUUUGCACCUGUGGCAUAUACUCUCCGCUCCACGCCUGGUCCAUGUAUUGUGCUGUCACAGACUUCACUGACUCCUACCUGUAAAAGAAAAGCGAUUACCUAUUUUGACCUCGCUUUUCUUUCUCACUCCCGGGUAAUAUUUUCUCACACAAUUUGUGUGUGUGUAGGGGGUUGUGUGUAGGGGGUUGUGGGGAUGUGGGAUUGAUUUGGUGGUUGCAUCUUAAUAGUGAACAGUGGCUUCCUCUCCUCAUCAUUUGCGCUGCUGAGAAAGAACCAGAAUACUGAAAGCUAUUAGGCAUCGACCAUUCAUGCAUUCACCUGUUGUAUGUUUUCAGGUUAGUACAGAUGAAAAUGAGGAUAUGAGGAUAUUUAACAGUAUUGAGAUGCACCCCAUGGAUACCCCCAUGUAGAGCAAACAGCAAAGGCACCUGGGUGAUUGGCACGGUUUCCAUGGUUUCCAGGGGCUGGCUUUGAUUAAGUACGCGGUGUGGCGCGCCUGCCAGCCGAGCUGCCCGACUGUGGCCUCGCUAAAAUAAGCAAUCAACAGCCAUGGCUGUGGCUCCCCCAGAGCUUUCACUGUGUGUGUGUGUGUGUGUGUAGGGGGUUGUGGGGAUGUGGGAUUGAUUUGGUGGUUGGCCUUAUAAUAAGGAACUAGUUGCACCUGACGUGUCCUUGCUUUUAACCUUUAUGCAGAAUAGAUUAUCUGCUGAGGUAAAGUAGAGGGCGCUGGACACACACUGAAACACACACAGACCUGAGUAGUGUCAAACGCCGGAGGGACUGAGUCCCGCUCGGACAGCAGGUACAGCAGGUGCUCACUGUAGCCUUCCAUACACAGUCACCCUGACACCCCGUGAACCAAAAGAGACUUUCACAAAUGGCAAGAUAAUGUUUGGGACUCAUCAACUGCUACUCAUUGCAGUCAGGCAUACUGUUCAAUAAGGGUACAGUGCCACCUAUUGGUAAUGCCCUGUAAUAAAGGAGGGGAGGUACAGGCCAAAUUACGUCCAUCUCUGUUCUGUUUCUGUUACUGUUAGGCUACGGCCACACUCAGAAGACGCAUGAACACGGAGGUAAUUGAGUUUCAUUCCAAAAUGCUACUGUAUAUAUCUGCCUCACUCUCAGAUAAAUAAGUAGGACUGCUAGAUUUUACACAGUCAAAUGUAAAAAAUCAUUGCAUUUUAAUAAAGAACUGUACGAAUGAUACAUGUGACAUCAAUAUUAAAUUAUGUAUUUUCUGUAUAACACUGACCCUACGCACACUCACUAGACUAUAUAUACACACCAUAUACACACUCACUCACAUACACACUACAUUGACACUCCCACACAAACCCACAUUCACACACACUACAUACACACAUACCGACACAACACAAACACACAUAUAUACAAAUCAGGGGAGGCUGCUGAGAGGAGGACGAAUCAUAAUAAUGGCUGGAACGGAAUAAAUGGAAUGGGAUAAAACACAUGGAAACCAUGUGGCCACCUAUUGAGUUGGAUCAUGAGUUCUGAGUAUUACAAAUGGACCAGACAAUACUUAAUUGAAAAUAUACAAUUCUAUAACUAUAUAGUUUCUAUUUAAGUUACAAGAUUAAAACCACUGGUUUGUUAGCUAUGUACCAUCAGUAAUCAAUCAAUAAUUAAUACCCGAAUGGAAGUCUCUCUAGACCCCUCAAACUCAACUCUGGACCUCGAAGCCAGUGCCACUGCUUUUUUAAAUUGUCCCCCUCUAAUCAGGGACUGAUUUUAGACCUGGGACACCAGGUGCGUGCAAUUAAUUAUCAGGUAGAACAGAAAACCAGCAGGCUCCGGACCUCGUACGGUAAGAGUUGAAUACCUCUGCUAUAGACAGACAGGUUGCCUCCCACAAUGUACCGGCAUACACGUUGUAAUGGAAAUGACCAUCAAGGACUUAUCAAGUCAAUUAGUAAAUGAACUAUUAAGAUUCACGCCAGCGGAGCGGUUACAACAAACUCUGCACACUCAGUACAGGUCGGUAAGAAGCUCUACCAGGUGGCUGUCCCCGAGCACCUUUUGUACUAGGAUACACACAACUCACAUAAACACGAUUCAUCCUCAGCACAAGGGAGGAGGUUUGGGUGCGAAAGAGAAUGUGUAGCAAGACACCUGCUCCUGAUAAAGUUCUCAGAGGCUAUUUCUGGGCGUUCACCCAAGAAGCUCAAGGUUCUCUCUUGGGUAUUGUUUGCUAACACACACUGAAACUUCCUCCUCUUGUGAGCACAAAGGGAGGAAGUUAUAAAACAUGUAAUGUAUCAAAUAUGUAUUGCAUUAUAGCAACCAAUACACACAAUCAUAUAGCCAGGGUUAAACAAUUAAUAAACUUAUGUCAUAAUUUUUCCACCACAACAUCUGUACCAGUGGAGGCUGCUGAGGGGAGGAUGGCUCAUAAAUGGCUGGAACAGAGUUACUGGAAUGGCAUCAAACGUAUGGAAACCAUGUGUAUGACGUAUUUGAUACCAUUCCACUGAUCCCGCUCCAGCCAUUACCACGAGCCGUCCUCCCCAAUUAAGGUGCCACCAACCUGCUGUGAUCUGUACCUAAAGAAAGUCAGUAUGGCAUAGAGCAGGGGUGACAAACUCAUUCCAUGGAGGGCCUUGUAUCUGCAGGUUUUGGGUUUUUCCUUUCAAUUAAGCCCUAGACAACCAGGUGUGAGGAGUUCCUUACUAAUUAGUGACCUCAAUCAAGUAAAAGGGAGGAGUGAAAACCCACAGACACUUGGCCCACCGUAGAAUGAGUUUGACACGUGGCAUAGAGGAAAGGGCGGAGUUGGGACAUCCGGUGUUCCUACGUCACUGCCUUAUCCGCUUAUUGCCGUAGCACAGUGUUUCCCGAUUCCAGUCCUUGAGUACCCCAACAGUAAAAACAUUUAUUGUAGCCCCAGACAAGCAUACCUGAUUCAAAUUGUCAACUAAUCAUCAAGCCCCUUGAAAAUAAAAAAAUUAUGUACUCACUAACUGUAAGUCGCUCUGGAUAAGAGCGUCUGCUAAAUGACUAAAAUGUAAAAUGUAAUGAGUUGAAUGAGGUGUGUUUGUCCGGGUCUACAACGAAAAUGUGUACGGUUGGCGGUACUUGAGGACCGGAGUUGGGAAACACUGCCCUAGCACAAUGAGGGAGUUGCCUGUCACGUAAACGGGCAAAAGCAGUGAGGGAUGAGCGUCCUUCUCAAAUCGAACAGUAAUCUGCGCUUCUUGGUCAUGUUGUCAACAAGGCAUCAUGGUGCAUCGUCCAGAAACAUACAAAAUCUAUUUUCCAUAAAUAUGUUUGAAUUUUCAAAGUAGUUUUCAUUGGGAAGGCAGAUAGUGUUUUUAUCAAAAGCAAUCACUUUUGCAUGUGAAAACACUGAAUCCUACUCAUUAUUCCACAUGCUUAAUCUAGCCUAGGCAACUACACUUUUGUUUUGAGCUGACUUUGCCCUGGCUCACGCCAAGAGGCGGUUCCAAAACUAAUGCAAUCCCUUUUCACCCGGUGCAAACCACUCCCACCGGGACAACCCGGGCCAGAUAAUUUAAUCCCCUAAAUUCUUUCCCGCAUUUUAAGCCCCACCCACCCACAAUUGUGAGUUGUUGGGAGAGUUGUCUGUCUGAGGAGGACCCUCCCAGAACAAUGUAUUUUUCCCUUUUUGAAGUUACCAAUACAGUCCGUCAUUAAUCCCAGACCUAGUCACUGCUGUUGCCUAGGUCUGGGUUUCCGAGACUACCAGGAAGGUGACUUCCGCUCUACUCAAUCAAUACUUUAAAUACCUUGGACUACAAACCAAUAAGUUUACUUUACAUCUCAUAAUCAUAACAAAUACCUUAGCGAAGCCACCAUCACACCAAGCAUGGGGGAGAACGUGGAGUGGCGCUUGGGGCAAGAACUACAAAAACAACGAUAACUGAAUGAGCUGAAUGCAAGGCAAAAUAUGCUAGGACAGACGCAAAACUAUGAGCCAGCUCCAACCAGAGCUCCGCAGCUCAGACAUUUGCAGUUUGGACCGACAGCUUGUUUCUUGAACCAAAGCACCACGGACACACUCCUGCUCCCCAUGCUGUCCUAACAGAGGUGCUCGACGCCAAACACAGGUGGACUACAAGUUAUAAAGAGGCAGAUGGCGUGAACUGCAAGGAGAGAGAGACAGUAGUUAUGUAGGAUGCUCCAAUCACAGGAGGAGGGUGGUUAAAAUGUUCACACAAUUAAACACAGUUGGUUGGAGUGGAGGCUCAGUAGCUGGAGUUUCGAGUCCUGUAGGAUGGUUGUGGUAGGAAGGAAGGUUUCUGGUUUCUAGAAGGGAGAUACAAGCACAUAAAUUAGGAUACACAUAAUAUAAAAAGGACAUGCAUGAUAACCUCUACGGGAUCGGUGUCCCGUAUACGGGACAGUUGAGCUAAUGUGAUUAGCAUGACUGCUGUAAGUAACAGCACACUUUCCAGGACAUAGACAUGUCAUAUAUGGGCAGAAAGCUUAAAUUAUUGUGAAUCUCAGUGCACUGUCCAAUUUAGAGUAGCUAUUACAGUGAAGAAAUACCAUGCUAUUGUUUGAGGAAAGUGCACAACAACAAAAAACGUAUCACGGCAACUGGUUUGAUACACUCACCAUUGAAGAUAAAUAAUGUACUUUCAUUCAGUCAUCUUGCUCUGAUUUGUCAUUCUAAGGGUCCCAGAGAUAAAAUGUAGCAUAGUUUUGUUUGAUAAAAUCCAUUUUUAUAUUCAAAUGUAGGAACUGGGUUUUACAGUUUGAACCCUUGCUGUCUCUGGCUCCACACCCACCCCACCCGGCCAUCUAGAUGUGUGAACAUUAAUGUAUGAGCUAAUGAUCCAUCAUGUAUGACAUUCCUGGGAGUGUGUAAACUUACAUUUUGUAUUACCAUAUAAUUUUUGUAUGUUCUCUAUAGUUAUGUACUUGAAAAUGUAUUAAUUGACCAAUUCGCCACAUUUUGGCAGACUUGAUACAAAAUAGUCCAGUAUUGCAAUGCUUCACUGGAUCAAUCUGAAAAUUUGUACACACACUGCUGCCAUCUAGUGGUCAAAAUCUAAAUUGUGCUUAAACUGUAAUAUUAUAAUGUGGCUUUUCUCUUGCAUUUCAAAUAUGUAAAUAAAUAGAAAAUGUAUGUUUUUUUGUUUGUAUUAUCUUUUACCAAAUCUAAUGUGUUAUAUUCUCCUACAUUAAUUUCACAUUUCCACAAACUUCAAAGUGUUUCCUUUCAAAUGGUUUCAAGAAUAUGCAUAUCCUUACUUCAGGUCCUGAGCUCCAGGCAGUUAGAUUUAAGGCAAAAAUUGAAAAAAAGGGUCAGAUCCUUAAGAGGAUAAAGUAGUGGCAAAUGACAAAUAUGGAAGGAGAGUGCCAGAACUGAGCAAAACUGUAUAAUAGUGUACCCAAAGUGUGGAUGAGGAGGAUCCUAACUUAGUACUUGAAUAUAUUGCAGAUUCUGAAUGAAAGGGAAAACAUGUCUUGCCUUAAACAGUCUUGGUCAUAGUUGUCAGUUUAAUGCACUAAGAUUUUCAUGGGUAAAUUACACUUUUCAGAGAAAGGAGGUGCUAACCCAGCAACUUUUAGCCAUGUUGGUGCCACAAAAGCCCUUCCUUUCCAUAGGAGAGCAUCCUCACCUGGCUGAUAGUUUCAGCAGGAUCUAAAAGACAGGUCUGCUGGCGCACCUAGAGGAGCUGCUGGCGUUGGUCAGGUGGCCCACUCCCUUUUCAUAGUCUCCUGAGGGUUGGAGAACAAAAGGCACACUAUCAGGUUGGAUUAGAUGAGCCCAAAACGAAUAUAGAAAAUAAUGUUUUCCAAAAAAUUAUUUCUGUAAACUUCAAUCAGGCAACAGCCCCCUUACAGUCUCUGGUAUUGUCCCCUGAGGGAAUCUAAUUAUUCACUAUUGUAAAUCAUCUGACCAUGAUAACAUUUAAUUUUGAAAGUAAUAUGAGCGCCUCAAGAAGAAUGUGAAGCCCCUAGUAGAUCAUUUAGGUGGGUGGAAGCAAAGGGGAUUGUAACUGUGACCCACCUGCAAGCCAAAGCCAGGCCGGGCCGGGGUGAAGCUCUUGAUUCACCUGGCUAGACCAAGAGGUUAUGUGGUGGGAUCCAGCUGGGGCCACUAUGAAGGAGAUGGGAGACCACAUGGCACCUAGGGUGGAGGCAGGGAGAGAUGAAUGGGAGGGAAAGGGAGAGUGGGGUAUCUGUGUGUAGAGUGCUGUCAAUAUAAGGUCAAUUCAAAUGUGAGUGUGUGUGUCUCUGCCUGCCUGACAGCCUGUCAAUCAGUUGCUACUCAAAGCAUAGUCUACCUCAGUCAGUAGACCAUUGCAUGGGGAUGAACUUGGCUCUUACUUUGGCUGGCAGUCUUCUUCCUGGCCUCAGUGAUCAGUAUGUCCACUAACCCACAUCUACUAAUCAUAGACCAGGAGUAGGGCUGUGGCAGUCAUAACAUUUUGUCAGCAUUGUCAUGCAAAAGCCUGCUGGUCUCACGGUAAUUGACUGUUAGUUGACAUGAACACGUUUAGCAUCUCCAGGCCUCCAUGCAUACAAGCCGCUGAUGCGCACCUUUGGAACAGCUACAUAAAAAAAGUAUAAUAAGUCAAUUUAAUAUACACCAUCACAAUAAAUCCAUUAUUUAUUUUAGUCAGGUCAAAAAAAAAGCAAUAUGAAAUGAAGAAAAUGUAUUUCUGUUACAUCUCCCCUCUGGCUCUCUGAUUCGCCGGUCUACUGAGCCACCGGUCUGAGCGCACCACCUCGGCAACACCGAUGGAAUGGUAACCCAACGCACCCUAAUCACCUCCAGCGCACCUGCACCUCAUCAUCUCAUCACCACCCCUAUAUAGCCCUGGACUGUUCAGUUUUGUGUUGUGUGUGAUUGUUAGUGUCUUGUAGUGUACUAGCUCUUUGUUGUUCUCUUGCUCAGUGUUUAGUAAACCUUUACAUUGUUGAUUCCUGCGUCUGCAUCCUGCCUCUUCGUAUCCUCAGUACUCGUCACAAUUUCAGAUGAACAGAAUAUGAGUUGGCCAUUAUUUUAUAUGAUUUUAUAGUAAGAAGAAUAACUGAACUUAGCCACAAAAUAUCCUUUCUAUUUUAUUCUGCUAUGUUGAGCGUUAAAGCGAUAAUUUGAAACAGGACAUGUAUGUUAAAUUUAGAGUUAUUUGGCAACUUUACAUACAAAGCUUAGAAUGUCUUAGAAAUCAAAACAUAUACAGUGCAUUUGGAAAGUAUUCAGACCCCUUCCAUUUUCCACAUUUUGUCACGUUACAGCUUUAUUCUAAAAUGGAUAAAAUAAAAUCCUCAUCAAUCUAUACACAAUACCAAAUAAAAAUCCAGAAAAUCACAUUGUAGGAUUUUUAAUGAAUUUAUUUGCAAAUUAUGGUGGAAAAUAAGUAUUUGGUCAAUAACAAAAGUUUCUCAAUACUUUGUUAUAUACCAUUUGUUGGCAAUGACACAGGUCAAACGUUUUCUGUAAGUCUUCACAAGGUUUUCACACGCUGUUAUUUUGGCCUAUUCCCCCAUGCAGAUCUCCUCUACAGCAGUGAUGUUUUGGGGCUGUCGCUGGGCAACACGGACUUUCAACUCCCUCCAAAGAUGUUCUAUGGGGUUGAGAUCUGGAGACUGGCUAGGCCACUCCAGGACCUUGAAAUGCUUCUUACGAAGCCACUCCUUCGUUGCCCGGGCGGUGUGUUUGGGAUCAUUGUCAUGCUGAAAGACCCAGCCACGUUUCAUCUUCAAUGCCCUUGCUGAUGGAAGGAGGUUUUUACUCAAAAUCUCACGAUACAUGGCCCCAUUCAUUCUUUCCUUUACACGGAUCAGUCGUCCUGGUCCCUUUGCAGAAAAACAGCCCCAAAGCAUGAUGUUUCCACCCCCAUGCUUCACAGUAGGUAUGGUGUUCUUUGGAUGCAACUCAGCAUUCUUUGUCCUCCAAACACGACGAGUUGAGUUUUUACCAAAAAGUUAUAUGUUGGUUUCAUCUGACCAUAUGGCAUUCUCCCAAUCCUCUUCUGGAUCAUCCAAAUGCACUCUAGCAAACUUCAGACGGGCAUGGACAUGUACUGGCUUAAGCAGGGGGACAUGUCUGCACUGCAGUAUUUGAGUCCCUGGCGGCGUAGUGUGUUACUGAUGGUAGGCUUUGUUACUUUGGUCCCAGCUCUCUGCAGGUCAUUCACUAGGUCCCCCCGUGUGGUUCUGGGAUUUUUGCUCACCAUUCUUGUGAUCAUUUUGACCCCACGGGGUGAGAUCUUGCAUGGAGCCCCAGAUCGAGGGAGAUUAUCAGUGGUCUUGUAUGUCUUCCAUUUCCUAAUAAUUGCUCCCACUGUUGAUUUCUUCAAACCAAGCUGCUUACCUAUUGCAGAUUCAGUCUUCCCAGCCUGGUGCAGGUCUACAAUUUUGUUUCUGGUGUCCUUUGACAGCUCUUUGGUCUUGGCCAUAGUGGAGUUUGGAGUGUGACUGUUUGAGGUUGUGGACAGGUGUCUUUUAUACUGAUAACAAGUUCAAACAGGUGCCAUUUAUACAGGUAACGAGUGGAGGACAGAGGAGCCUGUUAAAGAAGAAGUUACAGGUCUGUGAGAGCCAGAAAUCUUGCUUGUUUGUAGGUGACCAAAUACUUAUUUUCCACCAUAAUUUGCAAAUAAAUUCAUAAAAAAUCCUACAAUGUGAUUUUCUGGACGUUGACGUGUACCUAUGAUGAAAAUGACAGGCCUCUCUCAUCUUUUUAAGUGGGAGAACUUUCACAAUUGGUGGCUGACUAAAUACUUUUUUUCCCCACUGUAUAUCCUGUUUCCAUUGAUCAUCCUUGAGAUGAUUAUACAAUUUGAUUGGAAUCCACCUGUGGUAAAUUAAAUUGAUUGGACAUGAUUUGGAAAAGCACACACCUGUCUAUAUAAGGUCCCACAGUUGACAGUGCAUGUCAGAGCAAAAACCAAGCUAUGAGAUCAAAGGAAUUGUCCAUAGAGCUCCGAGACAGGAUUGUGUUGAGGCACCGAUCUGGGGAAGGGUACAAAAAAAUAUCUGCAAGUUUGGAACCACCAAUACUCUUCCUAGAGCUGGCCGCCCGGCCAAACUGAGCAAUCGGGGGAGUAGGGCCUUGGUCAGGGAGGUGACCAAGAACCUGAUGAUCACUCUGACAGAGCUCCAGAGUUCGUCUGUGGAGUUGGGAGAACCUUCCAGAAGGACAACCGUCUCUGCGGCACUCCACCAAUCAGGCCUUUAUGGUAGAGUGGCCAGACGGAAGCCACUCCUCAGUAAAAGGCAUAUGCCAGCCUGCUUGGAGUUUGCCAAAAGGACACUAUAGGACUCUUAGACCAUGAGAAACAAGAUUCUCCGGUCUGAUGAAACCAAGAUUGAACUCUUUGGCCUGAAUACAUUUACAUUUACAUUUUAGUCAUUUAGCAGACGCUCUUAUCCAGAGCGACUUACAGUUAGUGAAUACAUUAUUUUUUUUUAAUUUAUUUUUUUAUACUGGCCCCCCAUGGGAAUCGAACCCACAACCCUGGCGUUACAAACGCCAUGCUCUAUCAACUGAGCUACAUCCCUGCCGGCCAUUCCCUCCCCUACCCUGGACGACGCUGGGCCAAUUGUGCGCCGCCCAUGAGUCUCCCGGUCGCGGCCGGCUGCUACAGAGCCUGGAUUCGAACCAGGAUCUCUAGUGGCACAGUUAGCACUGCGAUCAGUGCCUUAGACCACUGCGCCACUCAGGCCAAGCAUCAUGUCUGGAGGAAACCUUGCACCAUCCCUACAGUGAAGCAUGGUGGUGGCAACAUCCAUUUGAAUCCAUUUUAGAAUAAGGCUGUAAUGUAACAAAAUGUGAAGAAAGUCAAGGUGUGUGAAUACUUUCCAUGGCAUGGUUGGAGUAUAGGCUAUUGAUGAUUUGAGAAAAUAGCAAAAAGAAAGCUUGCACUCUGUUCCUUGCCUCAGGCUGCACAGCUGUUCUCUCAUCAAGUGAUCAUAUUUUCACCCAUCAGACUAUUCUCAAUUUAAUCUCGUCUUUGCUAAUAUGUCAAAUUAGUUUAGAUUUAGAUUGGUCCAUUAUCAAAACGUCAUCUGUAUGCACUCGAAUAGCGAAUGAAGGCUGCAUGCUCUCCCACUGGUCGGUUUUGUAGGCUACUUCGGUUUUAUAACGGAGCAUGUGCUUAAUCUCAGAAAUAAAUAUAUUUUUUUUAAAAUCACUCCACGCAUCAAUCACUGUUUGGGGAGCAUGCUCUCGCUGCCCCGACAGGGCUCUCCAAUCUUUUUCCUGCAGCUACCCAGUGCUUAAUUUGGGAACCAAGUGAAAUCUGUUUUGGAACAUCGAUAGUAACAUGUUUUUACAACGAAACAUAGGCUACAGUAUUUCACUAAACUGUUGACAGCCCGUCUGCGCACUCGAGAAAGGAAUAAAGGAGAGAGGGGAGGAGAUGGAAACGCAUGGUGGUGAGAUAUUCUGUAUAGCUAAUGUGUCACCUAAUUUAUUAUGAAAAUACACUGCUCAAAAAAAUAAAGGGAACACUUAAACAACACAAUGUAACUCCAAGUCAAUCACACGUCUGUGAAAUCAAACUGUCCACUUAGGAAGCAACACUGAUUGACAAUACAUUUCACAUGCUGUUGUGCAAAUGGAAUAGACAACAGGUGGAAAUUAUAGGCAAUUAGCAAGACACCCCCAAUAAAGGACUGGUUUUGCAGGUGGUGACCACAGACCACUUCUCAGUUCCUAUGCUUCCUGGCUGAUGUUUUGGUCACUUUUGAAUGCUGGCAGUGCUUUCACUCUAGUGGUAGCAUGAGACGGAGUCUACAACCCACACAAGUGGCUCAGGUAGUGCAGCUCAUCCAGGAUGGCACAUCAAUGCGAGCUGUGGCAAGAAGGUUUGCUGUGUCUGUCAGCGUAGUGUCCAGAGCAUGGAAGCGCUACCAGGAGACAGGCCAGUACAUCAGGAGACGUGGAGGAGGCCGUAGGAGAGCAACAACCCAGCAGCAGGACCGCUACCUACGCCUUUGUGCAAGGAGGAGCAGGAGGACCACUGCCAGAGCCCUGCAAAAUGACCUCCAGCAGGCCACAAAUGUGCAUGUCUGCUCAAACGGUCAGAAACAGACUCCAUGAGGGUGAUAUGAGGGCCCGACGUCCACAGGUGGGUGUUGUGCUUACAGCCCAACACCGUGCAGGACGUUUGGCAUUUGCCAGAGAACACCAAGAUUGGCAAAUUCGCCACUGGCGCCCUGUGCUCUUCACAGAUGAAAGCAGGUUCACACUGAGCACAUGUGACAGACGUGACAGAGUCUGGAGACGCCGUGGAGAACGUUCUGCUGCCUGCAACAUCCUCCAGCAUGACCGGUUUGGCGGUGGGUCAGUCAUGGUGUGGGGUGGCAUUUCUUUGGGGGGCCGCACAGCCCUCCAUGUGCUCGCCAGAGGUAGCCUGACUGCCAUUAGGUACCGAGAUGAGAUCCUCAGACCCCUUGUGAGACCAUAUGCUGGUGCGGUUGGCCCUGGGUUCCUCCUAAUGCAAGACAAUGCUAGACCUCACGUGGCUGGAGUGUGUCAGCAGUUCCUGUAAGAGGAAGGCAUUGAUGCUAUGGACUGGCCCACCCGUUCCCCAGACCUGAAUUCAAUUGAGCACAUCUGGGACAUCAUGUCUCGCUCCAUCCACCAACGCCACGUUGCACCACAGACUGUCCAGGAGUUGGCAGAUGCUUUACAUUUUACAUUUACAUUUUAGUCAUUUAGCAGACGCUCUUAUCCAGAGCGACUUACAGUUAGUGAAUACAUCUUUUUUUUUUUUAUACUGGCCCCCCGUGGGAAUCGAACCCACAACCCUGGCGUUGCAAACGCCAUGCUCUAUCAACUGAGCUACAUCCCUGCCGGCCAUUCCCUCCCCUACCCUGGACGACGCUGGGCCAAUUGUGCGCCGCCCAUGAGUCUCCCGGUCGCGGCCGGCUGCGACAGAGCCUGGAUUCAAACCAGGAUCUCUGGUGGCACAGUUAGCACUGCGAUGCAGUGCCUUAGACCACUGCGCCACUCAGGAGCAGCUUUAGUCCAGGUCUGGGAGGAGAUCCCUCAGGAGACCAUCCGCCACCUCAUCAGGAGCAUGCCCAGGCAUUGUAGGGAGGUCAUACAGGCACGUGGAGGCCACACACACUACUGAGCCUCAUUUUGACUUGUUUUAAGGACAUUACAUCAAAGUUGGAUCAGCCUGUAGUGUGGUUUUCCACUUUAAUUUUGAGGGUGACUCCAAAUCCAGACCUCCAUGGGUUGAUAAAUUUGAUUUCCAUUGAUCAUUUUUGUGUGAUUUUGUUGUCAGCACAUUCAACUAUGUAAAGAAAAAAGUAUUUAAUAAGAUGAUUUCAUUCAUUCAGAUCUAGGAUGUGUUAUUUUAGUGUUCCCUUCAUUUUUUUGAGCAGUGUAUAAAAAAUGCCCUAUUACUAGGCUAUACAAAUUGACUAAUUGUAGGCUAACAGUAAGCCGCCCUGCACAAUCAAUGAACCAACAGCAUCGCCUAGGGCUAUACGUUCUCUCCCAGACUCAUGAAUAUAUAUUUUGUAGCGUAUCAUACAUAAAUAAGAUAACCAGUCCAUCCUGUAUGCAUAAUAAUACAGUCCACACUCAAAGGUAGUUACUCGAAUUUCUUUAAUUUUGGAGUAUAAGCAUAUACCAAUUUUGUACCAAAGACAUCUUAAAUCAGUUUUGUUUUAUGUUUUUCUGCCAUGCUUAAUAUGGGGUAGGCUAUGUAUUUUAUAAUGGCAGAAUCAAUCAUUUUAAGUUGUAAAAAAAAUCGGACUUGUGCUCAUAAGCCUAUGCAUAAGCUCUAAUAUGGGUGUUUUGAACUAAUAAUCACCUUAGAAAGCGCUGUCCAUUUCGUUGUGUUAGGCUUUGAAACAACAUCCAUGUUUUACACUGUUUCAACCUGCUGUAGAAUUUCUUUCUUCAAUUUGAUCAUCACAGUGAGGUGAGUUUAAAAGUAUUAUAGGCCUACUGUUUUGAUGAUAUGUGUUUGAUGUGAUUUUCGAUUGCAUUUGCAUUGAUGUCAGAGUGGUUAGACGGACAAUAGAGCCCUGAGUACCAGGUCAUUAGGACCUGAUGGUCGUUAGCAAGUUGGAUACUACCAAAGCAUGUCCAGAGUGCAUAAAAGGAGAUUACUGUGACUCAACGGGUCACCGCAACAGCCCUAACCAGGGAAUCAAUCAGAAGUUAUAGAAAGGAUGAGGGCGAGAGAGAAUUCGCCAACAGAGGAGUGCUGAUGUAGAUUUGGGUCCACUCUGUCCAUAUAAUAGUAUUCAUUAUGAUCUUACCUUUUGCUAAUGCUUAGUCUGGAUUUUUCUGUUGGGUCAAAGUGGAUCCAGUACAUUCAUGAAAUAUGAAUUAGUACUGUAAAUCCAGACUAAAGCUAGCUAGCACUGUAGUAUAACCUAAUAUGGGAUACCUACUUGUACAGUGGGGCAAAAAAGUAUUUAGUCAGCCACCAAUUGUGCAAGUUCUCCCACUUAAAAAGAUGAGAGAGGCCUGUAAUUUUCAUCAUAUGUACACGUCAACUAUGACAGACAAAAUGAGAAAAAAAAAAUCAGAAAAUCACAUUGUAGGAUUUUUUAUGAAUUUAUUUGCAAAUUAUGGUGGAAAAUAAGUAUUUGGUCACCUACAAACAAGCAAGAUUUCUGGCUCUCACAGACCUGUAACUUCUUCUUUAAGAGGCUCCUCUGUCCUCCACUCGUUACCUGUAUUAAUGGCACCUGUUUGAACUUGUUAUCAGUAUAAAAUACACCUGUCCACAUCCUCAAACAGUCACACUCCAAACUCCACUAUGGCCAAGACCAAAGAGCUGUCAAAGGACACCAGAAACAAAAUUGUAGACCUGCACCAGGCUGGGAAGACUGAAUAUGCAAUAGGUAAGCAGCUUGGUUUGAAGAAAUCAACAGUGGGAGCAAUUAUUAGGAAAUGGAAGACAUACAAGACCACUGAUAAUCUCCCUCGAUCUGGGGCUCCAUGCAAGAUCUCACCCUGUGGGGUCAAAAUGAUCACAAGAACGGUGAGCAAAAAUCCCAGAACCACACAGGGGGACCUAGUGAAUGACCUGUUGAGAGCUGGGACCAAAGUAACAAAGCCUACCAUCAGUAACACACUACGCCGCCAGGGACUCAAAUCCUGCAGUGCCAGACGUGUCCCCCUGCUUAAGCCAGUACAUGUCCAUGCCCGUCUGAAGUUUGCUAGAGUGCAUUUGGAUGAUCCAGAAGAGGAUUGGGAGAAUGUCAUAUGGUCAGAUGAAACCAAAAUAUAACUUUUUGGUAAAAACUCAACUCGUCGUGUUUGGAGGACAAAGAAUGCUGAGUUGCAUCCAAAGAACACCAUACCUACUGUGAAGCAUGGGGGUGGAAACAUCAUGCUUUGGGGCUGUUUUUCUGCAAAGGGACCAGGACGACUGAUCCGUGUAAAGGAAAGAAUGAAUGGGGCCAUGUAUCGUGAAAUUUUGAGUGAAAACCUUCCAUCAGCAAGGGCAUUGAAGAUGAAACGUGGCUGGGUCUUUCAGCAUGACAAUGAUCCCAAACACACCGCCCGGGCAACGCAGGAGUGGCUUCGUAAGAAGCAUUUCAAGGUCCUGGAGUGGCCUAGCCAGUCUCCAGAUCUCAACCCCAUAGAAAAUCUUUGGAGGGAGUUGAAAGUCCGUGUUGCCCAGCGACAGCCCCAAAACAUCACUGCUCUAGAGGAGAUCUGCAUGGAGGAAUGGGCCAAAAUACCAGCAACAGUGUGUGAAAACCUUGUGAAGACUUACAGAAAACGUUUGACCUGUGUCAUUGCCAACAAAGGGUAUAUAACAAAGUAUUGAGAAACUUUUGUUAUUGACCAAAUACUUAUUUUCCACCAUAAUUUGCAAAUAAAUUCAUAAAAAAUCCUACAAUGUGAUUUUCUGGAUUUUUUUUCUCAUUUUGUCUGUCAUAGUUGACGUGUACCUAUGAUAUAAAUUACAGGCCUCUCUCAUCUUUUUAAGUGGGAGAACUUGCACAAUUGGUGGCUGACUAAAUACUUUUUUCCCCCACUGUAUGUGCUUCAGUAAAGCUGCACUCCAGAGGCCUCCUCCAGCCACAUCUGGAACUCCUAGACAGGCUGGCAGACAGGCAGGCAGGCAGACACACACAGUCACACACAGUUUGAGAGCUAAGCAAAAUAGACAAACGCAAAACAAAUGUUGCUAUUCAUAUGUUGCACCUCCUUCACUGGGUCACUUUAUGCCAUUGUUAUUAACGUUCUAAAGCUGCCCUCUGCUGGCGGCGUCAUAGUGGUGCCCAAAAAGUCCUGAUAGACAGACGAUAAUGACUGUUUAGUCUAAAUUACACUGCAGUUGCAUGGAUAUGAUGGCAUUGCUAAAGUAGGCAAAUGUUCAGUAGGAAACAACUUUGAUAUCAUUAUCAAGUUGUCGCUAGCCAUAGCUAGCUACCCUAGUGAUCAUAUAGCUUGCUAGCUAGCUAGUUGUCUGUGCUAGAAAUGAUAUAAUCAUGCUAGCUAAUUGUAUCAGUGCACCUUCCAAAAUUUGAAAUUACAGGACAAAAACGACACUUAGCUGAGGCUGUUCGUCUAUGUCCUCUUAGUUGUGAAUAUAGCUAGCUAGCUAGCUAAAAUAGUUCCCACAGACUUCUGCCCAAAUGCGCUGUGCGCAAUAGCCUGGGGAUGAGGUUACUAGCUAGCUAACUUUUUGCGAGGGAACGCAUAAUAUUUUGCGAGAGAAUACGAAACAUUUUGCGAGUGUCAUGGUACUGAUGUGGAGGUGAAGUCAGGCGCAGGACACAGCGGAUAAGUCAAAACAACUUUACUGAAGUAUUUGAACAAUAUACAAAAAUAAAUGGCCUCGAAACAACGGAGGCGAACUGAUACGCGAAAUGCGUAAAACAUUCAUAAAACAAAGUACCGAACCUCACAACAAAAGUGCUGUAGAGAUGGUUGUCCUUCUGGAAGGUUCUCCCAUCUCCCUAGAGGUACUCUGGAGCUCUGUCAGAGUGACCAUCGGGUUCUUGGUCACCUCCCUGACCAAGGCCCUACUACCCCGAUUGCUCAGUUUGGCCGGGCGGCCAGCUCUAGGAAGAGUCUUGGUGGUUCCAAACUUCUUCCAUUUAUGAAUGAUGGAGGCCAAUGUGUUCUUGGGGACCUUCAAUGUUGCAGAAUUUCUUUGGUACCCUUCCCCAGAUCUGUGCCUCAACAAUCCUGUAUCGGAGCUCUACGGACAAUUCCUUCGACCUCAUGGCUUGGUUUUUGCUCUGACAUGCACUGUCAACUGAGGGAUCUUAUAUAGACAGGCAUGUGCCUUUCCAAAUCAUGUCCAAUCAAUUGAAUUUACCACAGGUGGACUCCAAUAAAUUUGUAGAAUCAUCUCAAGGAUGAUCAAUGGAAACAGGAUGCACCUGAGCUUAAUUUCGAGUCUCAUAGAAAACGGUCUAAAUACUUAUGUAAAUAAGGUAUUUCUGUUUUUUUAUUUUCAAUACAUUUGCUAACAUUUCUAAAAACCUGUUUUUGCUUUGUCAUUAUGGGGUAUUGUGUGUAAAUUGAUGACAAUUUUUAUUUAUUUAAUCAAUUUUAGAAUAAGGCUGUAACAUAACAAAAUGGGAAAAAAUUCAAGGGGUCUGAAUACUUGCACAGUAGGUUGUAAUCUCAGCCAAAUAUUACAUAAUUAUCCACUUUGAAAUGACAUGGUGUGUCCUGUGGGAUGUAUCCAUGGCAUUUAAGAAUAAAUAAGAGCGGAUUGGAACUAGCUUUGUCAGACAGUGCACCAUGGCCUAUUGGAAAUUGAAGUCAGUUCCUCAAUUAGCUGCUGCGUUGGGAAUCUGAAUGGAAGAUCCAGCUGUUGAUUGAAACAUGGGGAGGGGGUGUUUCUGUAAGCGUCAUAAUGGCAACAGAGUUCUGUUAUUGAAAUGAAAGAACAUAGUUAGAGCCCUGGAUGAUGCAGCACAGGCAACGACACAGAACUGCACAUGCACAUGCACAAAGGCAUGCAACGCACGCACACACAUGCUCAGACAUGCACACACAUGCUCAGACAUGCACACAAACACACAAAUGUAUACAUCCACGGUGCCUCAGUCCCCUUUAGAAACAGUGAAGUGGAGCUGGAUUUAACCUCUUAAAGCUAUAUCUGUAUCCCCUCUAUCCAUUGCAAAUCCUACCCUGUGACACAAUCCCAGUCGACCUUACAGGCAAACUAUCAGAGGCAGCAACAAUGUCAGAGACCGAGACACAUGAACAGCUCAGGUGGAGAGAAGGGGAGAGAGAUAAGGGCGGCAGGUAGCUUAGUGGUUAAGAGUGUUGUGCCAGUAACUGAAAGGUCGCUGGUUCUAAUCGCUGAGCCGACUAGGUGAAAAAUCUGUCUGUGCCCUUGAGCAAGGCACUUAACCCUAAUUGCUCAUGUACGUAAAUCGCUCUGGAUAAGAGCGUCUACUAAAUGAAAAAAAAAAGUAUAUAUACAUAAUAUGACAUUGGUAAUGUCUUUAUUCUUUUGGAACUUCUGAGUGUAAUGUUUACUGUUAAUAUUUAUUGUUUAUUUCACUUUUGUUUACUAUCUACUUCACUUGCUUUGGCAAUGUUAACAUACGUUUCCCAUGCCAAUAAACCCUUACAUUGAAUUGAAUUGAUAAGGGAAGAAAACGAGAAGAAGGGAGACGGGUUUUGAGAGACCGGUGCUCCAGAGAACUGAGCCUGUGAAAUGUUUUACGACGGUGGAGAUGUUAAGAUGUUAAAUCAUAGCCAGUUCUGCUGAGGGCCAGAAUAAUCAUAAAACACAUAAAACAGAGCCACCCUGGCCACAGCAGAUUAGACGGACGUUAAUAAAGUUAAGAAUCGUCUUUCACUUACAGGGUUUAUAAUGCCACUUUCUGACCCAGAGCCAACCCAUUCCUUUGAUUAGAACUAAGAGGACUAAUGAUUUCAGAAACACCUGAGUUGACGUCAAAGCCUUAUGUUGAGUUGUAAUUCGUUUUCAUCCAAUUUAACAUUGAGUUAAUUUACAGUUAUGGUGCCACAGUCGUUGGGGAUAGUUCAGUGGCUGAAGGAACAUAAACUUUGCUUGAUUUAAAACCCAAUACACAGGAUUGAAGGCAUAGGGCAGAGGGGGUGAAAUGGGUUCAGCACUGAGCUAUAUACUGUAACAUAAUUCAAAAAGUACAAGGCAUUACUCAUAUAGAACCUUUUAUUUCAAAAUGAAAUAUGUAAAGUGCAUACAGUGCCUUCAGUGAGUAUUCAUACCCCUUUACUUAUUCCACAUUUUGUUGUGUACAGCCUGAAUUCAAAAUUGAUGUUUUUUCUCACCUAUCUACACACAAUACCCCAUAAUGACAAAGUUAAAACCUGUUUUUAGAUAUUUUUGCAUAUGUAUUGAAAAUGAAAUACAUAAAUAUCUAAUUUACAUAAGUAUUCACAUAACUGAGUCAAUACAUGUUAGAAUCAACUUUGGCAGUGAUUACAGCUGUGAGUCUUACUGGGUAAGUCUCUAAGACCUUUGCACACCUGGAUUGUAAAAUAUUUGCACAUUAUUCUUUAAUAAAUUCUUCAAGCUCUUUCAAGUUGGUUGUUGAUCAUUGCUAGAUAGUCAUUUUCAAGUCUUGCCAAAGAUUUUGAAGCUGAUUUAAGUCAAAACUGUAACUAGGCCACUCAGGAACAUUCAAUGUUGUCUUGGUAAGCAACUCCAGUGUAUAUUUGGCUUUGUGUUUUAGGUUAUUGUCCUGCUGAAAGGUGACUUUGUCUCCCAGUGUCUGGUGGAAAGCAGACUGAACCAGGUUUCCUCUAGGAUUUUGCCUGUGCUUAGCACUACUAGUUUUCUUGCUGAUGACAAGCAUACCCAUAUUUUGAUGCAGCCACCACCAUGCUUGAAACCAUGAAGAGUGGUACUCAAUGAUGUGUUGUCUUGGAUUUGCCCCAAACAUAACGCCUCGUAUUCAGGACAUGAAGUUAAUUUCUUUGCCACAUUUUUUGCAGUUUAACUUUAGUGCCUUAUUGCAAACAGCUUCCUUCUUUUCACUCUGUCAUUUAGGUUAGUAUUGUAGAGUAACUAGAAUGUUGUUGAUCCAUCCUCAGUUUUCUCCAAUCACAGCCAUUAUUAAACUCUAUAACUGUUUUAAUGUCAUCAUUGGCCUCAUGGUGAAAUCCCUGAGUGGUUUCCUUCCUCUCCGGCAACUGAGUUAGUGUGUCACGUUCGUUUAAGGACGGGUCAGACCAAGGCGCAGCGUGAAAUACGUACAUGUUUACUUAACCGAUAAACACACGACAAAACAACAACCGAAACGUGAAGUCCUAAGGCUGACCACUAAACAAGCCUCAACACGGAACAAGUUCCCACAACUAACGAGUGCCAAUAGGCUGCCUAAGUAUGAUCCCCAAUCAGAGACAACGAGCGACAGCUGCCUCUGAUUGGGAACCACACCGGCCAACAUAGAUCUACACAUACUAGAUCAUACACAACAUAGAAUAUUCACACCCUGACUCAACAUGUCAGGGCGUGACAUAGUGAGGGCGCCUGUAUCUUUGUAGUGACUGGGUGUAUUGAUACAACAUACAAAGUGUAAUUAAUAACUUCACCAUGCUUAAAGGGAUAUUCAAUGUCUGCUUUUCUAUUUUUACCCACCUACCAAUAGAUGGGUGAGGCAUUGAAAAACCUCCCUGGUCUUUAUGGUUGAAUCUGUUUGAAAUUCACUGCUUGACUGAGGGACCUUACAGAUAAUUGUAUGUGUGGGAUACAGAGAUAAGAUCAUGUUAAACACCAUUAUUGCACACAGAGUGAGUCCAUGCAACUUAUUAUGUGACUUGUUAAGCAACUCUUUCCUCGUGAACUUAUUUAGGCUUGCCACAACAAAGGGUUUAAUACUUAUUUCAGCUUUUCAUUUUUAAUUAAUUUGUAAACAUUCCACUUUGACAUUAUGGGGUAUUGUGUGUAGGCCAGUGACACAAAAUGUGAAUUUAAUCCAUUUCUAAUUCAGGCUUUAACACAACAACAUUUGGAAAAAGUGUGAAUACUUUCUGAAGGCAUUGUAUGUCAAGUGUCAAAGUGUGUGUUUGUGUGUGGUGUGGUGUGAAUGUAUGUCAAACUAUCUUCCCUCCUUUACUUUCAGUUUGGUACUUCUUUGACAAAUAAAUAGUGCACAUUUAUGGAGGUGCAUCCAAUGGCGAUUUUAGCAUGUCAAUAUUGGUGGGGAAAACUCAACCAAUUUCUUUUAAUGCAUGCCAACGAUGCCACUAAACAAUACAUUAAAUGCACUGUAACGGUGACAAACAGUGCCCACAAACUGUUAGGGCCUACAUAAAGCUGUCCCGACAGCAGAGCUUUCCUUUCAGCAUCAUGCAUGUAGUGAAUCCUUACCACCGCUACACCUGGCUAUCAGCAGACCCUCGUCUGGCAGCGAAACAGUUCAGCACUUUCGAAAUGGACAGAGACAGAAAUUCAGUUCAGAUGAAUUCAGCAAGAUAUUGAGGCCUUAACUUUACUCUUCUUUAAGUCAGAGAGAGAGAGAGAGAGAGAGAGAGAGAGAGAGAGAGAGAGAGAGAGAGAGAGAGAGAGAGAGAGAGAGAGAGAGAGAGAGAGAGAGGGGAACUUUUUGUUGAACAAAAAUAUUUGAAGGGGAAAAUACUGUCACUGGCAAACAUGGUUACAGACCAAACAACAUUAUAUAGUAUCCCCUCCUCGUGGAAAAAAGCACAUGAGAUAAUUAUAAUACACAAAGUAACCAAAACAAUUAAAUGCAUAAUUUUAUCUUUGCCUAAAAUGAUUAAUGAGAUAGGCCUAAAUAUAAGCAAUAUAACAAUGGAGAUUUACAAACUACGGCAUAAGGGAGCGAUAAGCAGAUAAGAGGCAAGCCGUAAUUUUAACAUGAGCAAGCUGAGACGGAUAUAGCCUAUAUGCCUAUUCGUUCAUCACUUUUGAAAUGGACAGCAACAGAACUCAGAACAUGGGCCAUUCUUCUCCCUGUACACCAAGUCAGAACCGUAGGAUAAAUAACGUGGCCAUAUAAGCAGACAAUGAAAGCUCUUACAAUAUUCGAUGAUGACAUUCCUCUAAAACAGGCUAUGGCUACAUGUGCACCACCAAGUCAGCACAGUAGGCUAAGUUCUGAGGGGGAAAGGGACCAAAUUCUUAGGGUGAGACACAUGGGAUACUAACAGCUUACCUACUAUACAACAUACACUUACAGUAACUUUCUUAGCUACAGUAUACAUACUGUAUCUCUCUGGCAUCUUACAUCACUUGUGCAGCAGCAUACAAUACAUUUUGGACUCGGUGUUGUGCUCACUUGAACAGGAAGGUGGCGCGGCGGUCCUUCUUGUGGGCAAACUUCCCAAUGACUUUGUCAUCAAAGUCUUGCAUUCAAUGGAGGAACUUGACGUCAUGCUGGAUUGACAGCAUGGCCAAUGCAUACCUUUUCUUCCCAUGGUGUUGCGUGUAAAGGUUUUUAUCUUUUUAAGGGUGUUCGUUUUGGAUCAUACUUGAUGUAGGUUACCCUUGAAAAGGGGUUGGUCGUCAUAAUGCCUUUGUAGCCUGUCAUCUCCUUCACGCAUGGUCUCAAAAAUACACCUGAAAAUGCCUGGGCAGGAGUCGGCCGACUCGUCAUGGCACCGCAGUGCUGUCUCACAAUUGCCACACAAUUUAAUGCAUACUAUAAUUAUAGCAAGCACGUACCAAUUCUUCUCCAUUUGUUGGUUGUGAAGGUCAUGGCUCGUCUAUAUGCGGUGUCUAGCUGAGCCACAAUGUUUGAUUUCACCAGUAAUCCGAGAUUAACAGCGUUGUCUAUAUGUGAUGCACAAUUCUCAUGUUUUGAGACCCUUUCAGACAGAUGUUUUGCAUCCUUAAACCCAGACUUAGACCACACACCUCUCCACUGAAUAGCAGGCAGGGGAAGCAAAAUAGUGAUUGCUUUGUGACUCUCGCAGUUAGCCACUGCUUCCUUCCAAAACGAUCAUUGUUGAAUUUGCGAUUUCCGACUUGUUGUGUAAUGUUUAUGUCCAAUGGCCAAUGAGCACCGAGACGUUUUAUCUCUAAUUUCUCUUCAUAUGACAAGGAUUGAAAAGGGUUUGCCAGCAGAUUGUCGACGUGUUUCAUGAUGAUGACUGCUUAUCUAGCUAGCUAGCUUUUGAAGGUAUGAUGAAAGUAUGAUGUUGACAUGAUCAGUCCAAUCAAAACUACAAGAGAUACACUGUAACGUGAUUUGACAAGUUGUUACAUUUCUCCAGGCCCAUUCCUGAGUGGUUUACCAAACAUUUUACAUUUUUGUCAUUUAGCAGACGCCCUUAUCCAGGAGCAGAUUUUUCACCUAGUCGGCUCGGGGAUUCGAACCAGCGACCUUUCGAUUACUGGCCCAAUGCUCUUAACCGUUAGGCUACCUGCCACCCAACCCAAGUGGCGGUGUGUCCACAUUGUUAUUUUUGAACUGCAGAUGGUCCCUUUAAGCACUUGUAAAGAGUUAGUGAAGUUAUGUCUCCUCAGAUCUAUAAAAAUGUAUCUCAUGACCAAUUCAGGUUCCCUCUUAGAACAUUUUGAUUUUAUUGCUGUGAGGGGGAAAGGUGAAGCGAGGCGAUGUGUGGUGACACUUCAAAGGCCAGGGGCUGUAGUGGGGUAUGGUUGCGGUGGGGUGAGGUUGCGUGAGGUAAGGGUGGAGGUUGGGGUGGGUUGGUAGGAUACAGGAUCAUGUUUCUUUCAGGAAACAGACAGGGCAUGAAUAUGGAGCAGGGGAUGCUCGAGUGAGACCUUGUCUGAUGCCAAGAGAAGGCUGGGUGAGGGUCAGGGAGAGUGGGGGGGAGCGAGAAAGAGAGAGACAGACAUAGAGAGAGAGAGAGAGAGAGAGAGGGGGGGGGGGGAGAGGGGGGUAGAAAGGGGGAGAAUAGAGAGAGACCGGUGAUAUUGGACAGACAGACAGGACAGGAGAGGUCCGAAAAAAUGUAUGCACUCACUACUGUAAGUCGCUCUGGAAAAGAGUGUCUGCUAAAAUGGCAAAAAAAAAAAAAAAGAAGAGGAUUCUGUGCCUACAUGGUCUCCAGCUCAUGCAUUUAUUGAUGCAUAAUUACAAUGAUACCAGAUGGGACACAGUGCAAAUCAAAGAAUGACUUAUUUGCAGUCUUUUUAUCAAGAUUUGAAUAAAAGUCUCCCUCUUGUCUGUCCAUUGAGUAACAUAGGCAUCUUUAAAUUAUCUGAAACAUCCACACAUCUGAACUACUAUGUAUACUGAACAAAAAUAUAAACGCAAGAUGUAAAGUAUUGGUCCCAUGUUUCAUGAGCUGAAAUAAAAGGUCCCAGAAAUGUUCCAUAAGCUUCUUUCUCAAAAAUGUGUUUACAUCCCUGUUAGUGAGCAUUUCUCCUUUGCCAAGAUAAUCCAUCCACCUGACAGAUAUGGCAUAUCAAGAAGCUGAUUAAACAGCCUGAUCAUUACACAGGUGCAUCUUGUGCUGGGGACAAUAAAAGGCCACUCUAAAAUGUGCAGUUUGUCACACAACACAAUGUUACAGAUGUCUCAAGUUUUGAGGGAGCGUGCAAUUGGCAUGCUGACUGCAGGAAUGUCCAUUAGAGCUGUUGUCAGAUAAUUGAACGUUAAUUUCUCUACCGUAAGCCGCCUCGUUUUAGAGAAUUUGGCAGUACGUCCAACCAGCCUCACAACCGCAGACCACGUGUAACCACGCCAGCCCAGGACCUCCUCAUCCAACUUCUUCACCUGCGGGAUCGUAUGAGACCAGCCACCGAACAGCUGAUGAAACUGAGCAGUAUUUCUGUCUUUAAUAAAGCCCUUUUGUGGGGAAAAACUGAUCCCAGGCCCACCCAUGGCUGCGCCCUGCCCAGUCAUGUGAAAUCCAUAGAUUAGUGCACAUUUAUUUAUUUCAAUUGACUGAUUUCAUUAUAUGAACUGUAACAUUUCUGAAAUUGUUGCAUGUUGCAUUUAUAUUUUUGUUCAGUAUACAUAAUUUGUGAAUUGCAAAACUUCGGUGACUUUUUCAGUGAUUGUUAUUUCGUUGAUGCCACACGGUUCACUGAUCAAACAAUCACUCCUACUAGUUUCUGAACCGCCAAAUCUUCUGCAUCCAUAUUUUAUGUAGAAGUUGACUAUCCAGAGAAUAAUAAUCCAUCCAGAGAAGGCAGAUACAGCCAUAUGCAAAAAUAUAUGUUACCCCCUCCAGCCCAGACUGAUAAAGACCCACAGAGGGCUGCACUUUCUGCUGCCUGUUAUAUUCAGGACGACAGGGCAGGCAGCACCGGUCCUGCUGCAGAUACUGUCCUAUCUCCAGCCCCAUCUCCCUCUUGGUCACACUGUGCCAGACAGACCAGAACCUGCAUUAAAAAUAACCAGAAUAGAAUAUCAAUGGAGGUGAAACAUGUCUGCAGGUGGAUGCAGCCAGGGAAACAUUGCAUCAUUUCAAUACUUUUGGCCAGAGCCGUAUACAAAGAAAUAGGUAACAACCAGAAAUAUAACAACAAAACGUAACAACCAGAAAUAUAACAACAAAAGCUAAGACCAGCUUUGGGAGAAUGGUACAGUGUGUGUGGGCAUGCGUGAAUGUGUGUCACCAGGCUCUUGUAUGAACAGACCCCCUAGGGUUCUCUGCUCCUCUGCUAACGAGAUGCUUGACUAACAAGCUGGAGUUUAACAUAAGAGCAUUGACAUGUGAGGUCACACCUUGUCACAAUUAUGGACAUGUGAAAAAGGACUCACAUGCUUGAGAACGUACCAUACAACAUGCAUCAAACACAUGCUCCUGGCCUGGUCUCAAUGGAGCCCACACAGGGUUGUCAUUAAAAGUGAAGUUGUUAAAUGUGGGAAUAUCAUUAAAGUGAUUGUAUUUGCAUUUCAAGUAGGCCCAACUUCCUGCCUUUAUACUAACACAAUUAACACAGUACAAUGAAUGGGCAAGAGGGGGGGCCAAAAACUGAGUUACACUAAUAACAAAUGAAUAUAUCUCAAACCGGAAAAUAAAUCAUAAAGGUACGUACCUAAUAUUUCAUCAUAUACAUUAAUAUUUAAUAUAUUUACACAAAUGUACAUGGAGCUCAGUAUGUUCAGUCUUUUAUACAAAAUAUGCCCAAAUCGGCUCUAACAGUGAUAGUAAGUCAGCAGCUAAACGUAGUAUUGUCUGGCUGGGUCAGCCAUCAGGCCCGGUGCUCAUAUUAAAAUGCACAGUGCAUUAAAUGAUCAACAUCAGUGGUGGAGUAGAUCAUGUGCUGAAGAGAAUAUUUGGUGCUUAGCAGCGAUCAAAGAAGUGGACGCCAGCCAGGCAACUAAUGCAGAACUGGAACCAGAUACACUUUUUAUCCUGUUGAAGUGGACAGAUUUAUAAUUGCAGAGUGUAAUGGACUUAUGCUACUCAAUAAAGUUCAGAGAGCAUCCACUGCAGUGUGCAGUGUGUAGUGAAUGAAAGCAGAGCAGAGCUACCCCCUCUUCUCUCCACCUUGGCCCCUCUGAUCAGAUCCAAUAUAAGUUUGCUAGGACCAGAGAGAAGCUAAUUUAAGCUCCAGUCCAUUCUAACUCUAAUAAAUGUUUACUUCUAUGAUAACCCUGCUCUCAUCCCUGUUUCUCUCAUUAUGCUAUCUUGAAUAAUUUUUCCUCAGCCUUGAGAGAGAGGUUGUCCAGGUCAGUAUACCUCUACGACCGUUUUAUGCCCACCUUCCAUUACCAGUUACGGUGCCGGUGCUAUAAACGUGCAGUGAUAUUCAUCAUUGUUAUGAUUGUGUGACAGGGUCGGCUCUCUCUGCCUGGGAUGCAGGCUUGUAAAGAGCAGUCAGAGUGAACCGGACGUCUUUUAUGAGUCUGUAAUUGCCUAAUUGGCAGGGGGGAGAAAGCAGUGCUGUCUAGUGAAUGGAUGGCCAAUAAGGUGUGUGUGUGUGGGCAGUGAGUCUGUGUGUGUGUUCCCCAGGGUAAGGGCUGUUUUCUGCUCCACUCUCAUUGUUACAGUACCAGGUCCUGUGUGAUUCAUUCACCCCACUGUCUCCUAUCUCACAGCCCAGUAAACUAUCAACCCAAAUUGCCCACCGUUGUAUGAAAAUCAACUCCAAACAAUAAUUUGCCUGGGCAUUGCUCGAUGUUCACCUCCCCUUUUUCUGCAUGCUCCUCUUCCCAGGAGCCCCUGUGUCUCCUUUGCUGCUUUCACAAGCACAAUAAUAAUAGCUCAAAGACCAUUAGACCUAUACAUAAUUUCUCCACUGUCAAUCAGCUCUUUUAUAUAUUGCAUUAGAUUUUCCCAGUAGGGCUGUGCGGAAGGUAGACGGUAGAGAGGGCGAGCAGAGCUGUAAACAGCAUGUCUUCCUGUCUAGAUUAUCUAUGCUCCUUUUAGGCAGCACUCGAGGCUUGUUUUGUUUAAUAGAAGGCAGAUUAAUGAAUGAAGGAGAGAGAUCCACUAAUGGAGCAGCGAUCAGGAGAUUGAUAUCAGAAAGGUCCCCGUCCUCCUGUCUUCCCUCCAUUCUUCUGAAUGCUUUUCUUCCCUUCUUUCUUUUUUUUUUGUGUCUGUCAGUCUGGCAACAAGUAAACAAGAACAUCAUUCCACGACAUGAAGCAUCUCUAAAGAGCACAAUGAUCCUGUAGGUUUACUGUCCGAGACCUUUUUAUCAGACAAUGGAUGACAGAACUAUACAGAGUUCUGCUGCUUAGAGGUACAUUAUAUCCACCUCGUUUUUGAACAUUGCUAUGGGCACAGCCAAACAACGGAAGUGAUGGAUUCGACUUCUGCUUGACAUCCCUACUGCAGCGCUCCGUUGGCAAACUUGGAGUCAAUUUAUAGUUUCAAAGCCAAGUAAACAAGUGUACACGUGUAAUUUAUAUUUAUUUAAUUCAAGUUCGCUAAUGUUAGCUAGACCUAGUAGUUAUGUUGUGAUAAUAACGUUAGUUGUGUUGUGUCAGAGUUAAGGGCCAUCCACCAAGCUGAUAACUAUAAAGAUAACUAUAAUGAUAAAAUAUAGGCUACAUACAGUGCAUUCGGAAAGUAUUCAGACCCCUUCACUUUUUCCACAUUUUGUUACGUUACAGCCUUAUUCUAAAAUGGAUUUUUUUUAAAUAACAUAAAUCGACACACAAUACCCCAUAAUGACAAAGCGAAAACAGGUUUUUAGACAUUUUUGCAAAUAUAUAUAUAUAAAAAGAAAAAAAAAGAAAAUACCUUACAUAAGUAUUCAGACCUUUGCUAUGAGACUCGCCAUUUAGAUCAGGUGCAUCCUGUUUCCAUUGAUCAUCCUUGAGAUGUUUCUACAACUUGAUUGGAGUCCACCUGUUGUAAAUUCAAUUGAUUGGACAUGAUUUGGAAAAGCACACACCUGUCUAUAUAAGGUUCCACAGUUGACAGUGCAUGUCAGAACAAAAACCAAGCCAUGAGGUCAAAGGAAUUGUCCGUAGAGCUCCGAGACAGGAUUGUGUCGAGGCACAGAUCUGGGGAAGGGUACCAAAAAAUGUCAGCAAGAACACAGUGGCCUCCAUCAAUCUUAAAUCAAAGAAGUUUGGUACCACCAAGACUCUUCCUACCGGCCAAACUGAGCAAUCGGGGGAGUAGGGCCUUGGUCAUGGAGGUGACCAAGAACCCGAUGGUCACUCUGACAGAGCUCCAGAGUUCCUCUGUGGAGAUGGGAGAACCUUCCAGAAGGACAACCAUCUCUGCACCACUCCACCAAUCAGGCCUUUAUGGUAGAGUGGCCAGACGGAAGCCACUCCUCAGUAAAAGGCACAUGGAGUUUGCCAAAAGGACACUAAAGGACUCUCAGACCAUGAGAAACAAGAUUCACUGGUCUGAUGAAACCAAGAUUGAACUCUUUGGCCUGAAUGCCAAGCGUCACGUCUGGAGGAAACCAGGCACCAUUCAUCACCUGGCCAAUACCAUCCCUACGGUGAAGCAUGGUGGUGGCAGCAUCAUGCUGUGGGAUUGUUAUUCAGAGGCAGGGACUGGGAGACUAGUCAGGAUCGAUUUGCAAACAUAUUUUUGCUUUGUCAUUAUGGGGUAUUGUGUGUACAUUGAUGAGGGGGAAAAGCUAUUUAAUCCAUUUUAGAAUAAGGCUGUAACGUAACAAAAUGUGGAAAACGUGAAGGGGUCUGAAUACUUUACGAGUGCACUGUAAAUAUAAAACUUUGAUUUGCAUCCACGCUCCAUCCUCAAAUCUGGCGGCUUAUCCAUUGAAAAAGUGUCAUCCUGCAAAUACCUAGGUAUAUGGUUAGAUGUCAAGUUCAUAUGGAUAAUCUUGUGAGGAAGCUUAAAUUGAAAUUGGGUUUUUAUUUUCGUAGUAAGGCUUGCUUACCGUUUAUGGCUAGAAAGAAGCUUGUUCAGGCCACUUUUCUCUCUGUAAUUGAUUAUGGUAUGAAAAAUGAAUGCACUCACUAACUGUAAAUCGCUCUGGAUUAGAGCGUCUGCUAAAUGACUAAAAUGUAAAUAUAAAUGGUGACUUGUUGUAUAUGCAUGCAACCUCCUCUGUCUUACAGAGACUGGACUCUGUUUAUCAUGCAUCUUUGCACUUCAUUACAAAUGCCAAGUCACACACCCACAAUUGCACCUUGUACCAAAUGGUGGGUUGGACCUCACUUUACAUGCGCAGAAAGCUACAUUUGUAUGUGUCAUCUACAAAGCCCUUUUGGGUAAACUCCCUCUUUACCUCUGUAGUCUGGUCUCCUUCUCCACCAGCAGUUACCAUACCCGGUCUGCUAGGUGGUUGCUACUUAAAGUCCCCAGGACAUUUACAGUAUUAGGCAAGACUGCCUUCUCGUCUUGUGCACAAGAGGCAUGGAAUAGUUUACAAUCCAUGCUUCAUCUAGAUAUGUUAUUGCCACUGAAUUAAUUAAACAUUUUGACUCUGUUACAUGUUGUUGAAUUAUAUUGUAUUGUUGUAUGUUUUAAUUCUGUAAUGUAUUGAUUGUUGCUGCCUUCUUGUCCAGGUCUCCCUUGAAAAAGAGACUGAGUCUCAAAGGGAUUUUCAAUGUAAAAAAAACACCUGUCAAUCAACUGAUCAACGCAUCCUACUGCAUGCUGCCUAUUAACACAAGACCAUUCAUAGCUUUGGGACACAACAUCGGGAGUCUGUGUAUUGGUGUCCCAAAGCUAGACAGUUCAGUACUUUCAGGGUUCAUUGUCAUAGCGACAACUGCAAAUAAUACUUCAAUGAACAUGUAGGCCUAAUGAAAAAUUAUAUAGUAACUCGUAUUUAAAUGUAGCAAUUUAACUACAAACACUGUUUAGUAUAUUUUACAGCAUGUCGUUGCCUCGUUGCUCAAGUGGUUUGCAAGUGAUCUCCAUUUUUCUAAUGGUUGUCAAUUCCUUUGGGUCUUAUUUUUCACUGUGCUCAUCUCUCUGUAUGUCCUGUGUUAUUUGCAACGCAUCAGUGCAACAAUGUUAUCAUAACAGGCCAAAAGUGAUCACACCAAUGCACUUUCUCAACUCAACUUUCCCCAACAUGCAUUUUCUAUGCUGUAGCCUAGGCCUGUUUUACAUUCAGCAAAUUACAGUGUCUUGCAAAAGUAUUCAUCCCCGUUGGCGUUUUUGCUAUUUUGUUGCAUUACAAGCUGUAAUUUAAAUAGAUUUUUAUUUGGAUUUCAUGUAAUGGACAUACACAAAAUAGUCCAAAUUGGUGAAGUGAAAUGACAAAAAUAACUUGUUUCAAAAAAUUCUAGAAAAAACAUUACGGAAAAGUGGUGCGUGUGUAUGUAUUCACCCCCUUUGCUAUGAAGCCCCUAAAUAAGAUCUGGUGCAGCCAAUUACCUCCAGAAGUCACAUAAUUAGUUAAAUAAAGUCCACCUGUGUGCAAUCUAAGUGUCACAUGAUAUGUCACAUGAUCUCAGUAUACACCUGAUCUGCAACACCACUAAGCAAGGGGCACCACCAAGCAAGCGGCACCAUGAAGAACAAGGAGCUCUCCAAACAGGUCAGGGACAAAGUUGUGGAGAAGUACAGAUCAGGGUUGGGUUAUAAAAAAAUAUCAGAAACUUUGAACAUCCCACAGAGCACCAUUAAAUCCAUUAUUAAAAAAUGGAAAGAAUAUGGCACCACAACAAACCUGCCAAGAGAGGGCCGCCCACCAAAACUCACGGACCAGGCAAGGAGGGCAUUAAUCAGAGAGGCAACAAAGAGACUAAAGAUAACCCUGAAGGAGCUGCAAAGCUCCACAGCGGAGAUUGGAGUAUCUGUCCACAGGACCACUUUAAGCCGUACACUCCACAGAGCUGGGCUUUACAGAAGAGUGGCCAGAAAAAAGCCAUUGCCUAAAGAAAGAAAUAAGCAAACACAUUUGGUGUUCGCCAAAAGGCAUGUGGGAGACUCCCCAGACAUAUGGAAAAGGUACUCUGGUCAGAUGAGACAAAAAUUGAGCUUUUUGGUCAUCAAGGAAAACGCUAUGUCUGGCGCAAACCCAACACCUCUCAUCACCCCGAGAACACCAUCCCCACAGUGAAGCAUGGUGGUGGCAGCAUCAUGCUUUGGGGAUGUUUUUCAUCGGCAGGGACUGGGAAACUGGUCAGAAUUGAAGGAAUGAUGGAUGGCGCUAAAUACAGGGAAACCCUUGAGGGAAACCUGUUUCAGUCUUCCAGAGAUUUGAGACUGGGACGGAGGUUCACCUUUCAGCAGGACAAUGACCCUAAGCAUACUGCUAAAGCAACACUCGAGUGGUUUAAGGGGAAACAUUUAAAUGUCUUGGAAUGGCCUAGUCAAAGCCCAGACCUCAAUCCAAUUGAGAAUCUGUGGUAUGACUUAAAGAUUGCUGUACACCAGCGGAACCCAUCCAACUUGAAGGAGCUGGAGCAGUUUUGCCUUGAAGAAUGGGCAAAAAUCCCAGUGGCUAGAUGUGCCAAGCUUAUAGAGACAUAGCCCAAGAGACCUGCAGCUGUAAUUGCUGCAAAAGGUGGCUCUCCAAAGUAUUGACUUUGGGGGGGGGGGGCGGGGGGGGGGGGGGGGGGGGGGGGGGGGGGGGGGUAAAUAGUUAUGCACGCUCAAGUGUUCUGUUUUUUUGUCUUAUUUCUUGUUUGUUUCACAAAAACAAAUAUUUUGCAUCUUCAAAGUGGUAGGCAUGUUGUGUAAAUCAAAUGAUACAAACCCCCCAAAAAUCCAUUUUAUUUCCAAGUUGUAAGGCAACAAAAUAGGAAAAAUGGCAAGGGGGGUGAAUACUUUCGCAAGCAGAAGCCUGCUUCUUUCCCUGAAUAGUCUAUUAGGCCUAGUAUAAAAAAAUUACAUACAUGUCCUAUAGCUUUUGUAGCCUAUAGCUUUUCCUUUGAUUUCACAAAAAGAGGCUUGUAUAGCCUGUAGCCUAUUUCGCACGGGAACAGCAGGAAGAGAGAGGCUAGUGAUGUGUAGCCAAAAUAAGAAGUUAAAUAUUAGCUAGAUAUUACGCCAUUCAUUAGCUAAAUAUUAGGGCUAUAGGCUAAAUAUUUAUCUGUCAAAGUGCAAGAAAAACAGUUUACAGAUUAUGAAAUGACAGAUCUGUAGUGCGUUUCUUCCUCUGUGGUCCCCGGGCAUGCAAAGCUCCGAUCAGACCUAGGUCUACGUAGACAAUACAUUUAUUAUAACAGGGCUACAACAACACAGUGCAAUGAGGAAUGUAUUAUUGUUAUCAAGUCAGUACACAAUUAGGCUAUUUUCCAUAGGCUGUAAACUGCAGUGAUGUAGGCUAAUUUGAAUAACCGCUCAAACGUCCUGUAACCGCUCAAACAUCCUGUAACCACUCAAACAUCCUGUUAGGCCUACAGCCUAUGCCUGAUUAUGCAACCAUUUGGAUCAGAUUUGGUCUAUUCUUGACAGUUUAGAAGGUCCAGAAUAAUGUAAUGAACAAUGUUAUUAUUGUUUUCAAGUGAGUACAAAACUCUAGUCAAUGCUGUGCCUAUGUCAUUUGAAUAACUGCUCAAACGCCUGGCAUUUUGAAUGCAUAUUCAAUUCGAAAUAACUGCAUCUAGACUGCCUGACUGGGCAACCAUUUUGAUCAGUUAUGGAGUUUUCUCGGCAGUUUAGACUACAAAGUCCAGGGACAUCAAUGUCGAUGUCCGCGCACCUGCAGAAAUCUAAUUAGCAUAAUAAUAAUAAAAAAUGGUCUGUCCUCGGUUGCAACACUCACUCCCGAGUUCCAAACUGCCUUUUGGACCGAAUGUCAGCACAAUAACUGUUCAUUGGGAGCUUCAUGAAAUGGGUUUUCAUGGCCGAGCAGCCGCACACAAGCCUAAGAUUACAAUGCGCAAUGCCAAGUGUCGGCUGGAGUGGUGCAAAGCUCGCCACUAUUGGGACUCUGGAGCAGUGGAAAUCCGUUAUCUGGAGUGAUGAAUCACGCUUCACCAUCUGGCAGUCCGUCUGGGUUUGGCGGAUGACAGGUGAACGCUACCUGCCCCAAUGCAUAGUGCCAACUGUAAAGUUUGGUGGAGGAGGAAUAAUGGUCUGGGACUGUUUUUCAUAGUUCAGGCUAGGACCCUUAGUUCCAGUGAAGGGAAAUCUUAAUGCUACAGCAUGACAUUCUAGACGAUUCUGUGCUUCCAACUUUGUGGCAACAGUUUGGGGAAGACCCUUUCCUGUUUCAGCAUGACAAUGCCCCCGUGCACAAAGCGAGGUCCAUACAGAAAUGGUUUGUUGAGAUCGUUGUGGAAGAACUUGACUGGCCUGCACAGAGCCCUGACUUCAACCCCAUCAAACACCUUUGGGAUGAAUUGGAACGCCGACUGCGUGCCAGGCCUAAUCGCCCAACAUCAGUGCCCGACCUCACUAAUACUCUUGUGGCUGAAUGGAAGCAAGUCUCUGCAUCAAUAUUUCAUGGUCUGUUUGUCAGACCAUGAAACAUCCCGAAAAUCGGUCUUCUCAAAAAAUCGUCUGUAGCGUCCGAAUGGUUUAGCCUACAAACUAUUAUGACCCCUCUAUAGAAAGAUGAUACUCUCACAAACACAUAAUUGUUGGUUGGCUUGCACUAGGACCCUCACAGGCCUCACAAGAAUGAAUGGAAAUAUAUAUGGAGAAUGUUUAGUGCCAAAAAUAAUGGGUUAAAUACAUCUUAUGGGUUAGCAGGCCAGUAAUAUAGUUUCCGCAUUUGGCUUCCAUGUUUUUAAGGCGUUUGAAUAUGAGGUGGAUAAAUGCGGUAUGGUUAAAGUGUGUGUGUGUGUGUGUGAAGGUACAAACAGUGAAAUCAAUGGCAAUGUUGAUCAAACCAGCAUUGUGCAGGGCUACAGGGGACUACUGGGGUUUGUAAUGUAUCCCCUCACACUCCGGCCUAACAACUAAAUUCAUUAAUGAAAUGGUUUAAACAGGCAAAAAGUAAUUGUCCGAUUCCUCAGAGAGCUCUUAAGCAUCUGUGGGAUCACGCCUCUACAAACACAAUCAGUAACAUUACACUAAGUGCACACGGCCACGGUAGUCCUUAAUCACAUGAGGAAUGAUUAUGAAUUUACAAAGUCAGUCAGAGACUCUCAGGUGUGUCUUUAAGGCAGCUUUCUGGGCUGGCAGGGGCAGUUAAACUAAUUUGAAAGCAGUUUAUCAACUAGUCAAUUACAGGCCCAUUGUAAAAAGGACUUGGCAGUUAGAUGGGCAAAGUCACUGAACAUAUCUGAUGGGACUCUGUAAUUGGUAGAAUAGUCCGAGUUCUUGGCUCAUUCGACUCUGUUUCCCCAUGCAAUGUUUUUGCGAUAUGAGAAUGUGUUCUAUGUAGUAAACAUACAUGGUAAUUCGUAAAUACUAAAUACAAUUAUUUUAAAAAAACUGAUGCAUUGAAUGUUCCAUGUUUUCUUCAUUGAAAGUGGAGGUACACAGCUUGGUAGACAGAUACACAUAAGGCAUCAAGAUAAGAGGGAAUAUCAGAUUCUCCUCUGACAUUUAAUCUGACAGUCAAAAGCAGCCCAUGCAUGAUGCGCAGUUUAUGACCCUUUGCGUACAGUUGAAGUCGGAAGUUUACAUACACUUAGGUUAGAGUCAUAAAAACUCGUUUUUCAACCACUCCACACAUUUCUAGUUAACAAACUAUAGUUUUGGCAAGUUGGUUAGGACAUCUACAUUGUGCAUGACACAAUAACUUUUUAACAAAGAUUAUUUCACUUAUAAUUCACUGUUUCACAAUUCCAGUGGGUCAUAAGUUUACAUACACUAAGUUGACUGUGCCUUUAAACAUCUUGGAAAAUUCCAGGAAAUUAUGUCAUGGCUUUAGAAGCUUCUGAUAGGCUAACUGACAUAAUUUGAGUCAAUUGGAGGUGUACCUGUGGAUGUCUUUCAAGGCCUACCUUCAAACUCAGUGCCUCUUUGCUUGACAUCAUGAAAAAAAAACUCAGAAAAAAAUGUGUAGACCUCCACAAGUCUGGUUCAUCCUUGGGAGCAAUUUCCAAAAUGCCUGAAGGUACCACGUUCAUCUGUACAAACAAUAGUAGGCAACUAUAAACACCAUGGGACCACGCAGCCGUCAUACUGCUUAGGAAGGAGAGGCGUUCUGUCUCCUAGAGAUGAACGCACUUUGGUGCGAAAAGUGCAAAUCAAUCCCAGAACAACAGCAAAGGACCUUGUGAAGAUGCUGGAGGAAACAGGUACAUAAUUAUCUAUAUCCACAGUAAAACGAGUCCUAUAUCAACAUAACCUGAAAGGCUGCUCAGCAAGGAAGAAGCCGCCAUAAAAAAGCCAGACUACGGUUUGCAACUGCACAUGGGGACAAAGAUCGUACUUUUUGGAGGAAUGUCUUCUUGUCUGAUGAAACAAAAAUAGAACUGUUUGGCCAUAAUGACCAUCGUUAUGUUUGGAAGAAAAAGGGGGAAGGCUUGCAAGACUAACAUUUAGUUUUCAACAGCAGAGAUUUGUAUAAACAUUGCUGUCUGUCUCUACGACAUUUGCAACAUUGUUUCAAUAUUCAAAUUCGUUCUCCAUUGUCCCAUAGUCUCAUAUUAAGCAUCUCCAAUCCAAAGUUAAAUCUAGAAUCAGCUUCCUAUUUCGCAACAAAGCCUCCUUCACUUAUGCUGCCAAACAUGCCCUUGUAAAACUGACUAUCCUACCGAUCCUUUACUUCGGCGAUGUCAUUUACAAAAUAGCCUCCAACACUCUACUCAGCAAAUUGGAUGUAGUCUAUCACAGUGCCAUCCGUUUUGUCACCAAAGCCCCAUAUACUACCCACCACUGUGACCUGUUCCCUCUUGUUGGCUGGUCCUCACUACAUAUUCGUCGCCAAACCCACUGGCUCCAAGCCAUCUAUAAACCACUGCUAGGCAAAUCCCCGCCUUAUCUUAGCUCAUUGGUCACCAUAGCAACACCCACCCGUAGUAUGCGCUCCAGCAGGUAUAUCUCACUGGUCAUCCCCAAAGCCAACACCUCCUUUGGCCGCCAUUCCUUCCAGUUCUCUGCUGCCAAUGACUGGAACGAACUGCAAAAAUCUCUGAAGCUGGAGACUCUUAUCUCCCUCACUAACUUUAAGCAUCAGUUGUCAGAGCACCUUACCGAUCACUGCACCUGUACACAGCCCAUCUGAAAUUAGCCCACCCAACUACCUCAUCCCCAUAUUGUUAUUUAUUUUGCUCCUUUGCUCCCCAGUAUCUCUAUUUGCACAUAAUCUCUUGCACAUCUAGCAUUCCAGUGUUAAUACUAAUUGUAAUUAUUUUUUUAUGUUUUGUUUUACCCUAUAUGUAACUCUGUGUUGUUGUUUUUAUCGCACUGCUUUGUUUUAUCUUGGCCAGGUCGCAGUUGUAAAUGAGAACUUGUUCUCAUCUGGCUUACCUGGUUAAAUAAAGGUUAAAUAAAAAACAAAUAAAUAAAUACGGUAGUAAUGAACGUGUCGGGAGUCGGGACGAGACAGACAGACAGGCAGUGUUUCUCAGCCAGUCGAAAUCAUGAAUCAGCUGGCAUCAUUUUUAUGGAUAUAUACAAAGAAAUGUAAAUUGAAAAAAGGUCAAACGAAAUGAAGUGCAGCUAGUUUGCAGUCUUUCCAGCUUCAGUUUGAAGUGAUUGUGUUAGCUGUGUUGUGGGCUAGCUCCUCUGAACAACAGUGUCCUGACUAGUGAACACAUUUUCUAUACCAGGCGAAGUCGUGCCUCAUUAGCUCAUUGUCAUGGAUGUAUCCAAAUAAAUGUCAAUAGAAAACAGUUUGAACAAAUGCAAAUGCAGCUACUUUGCUGUUAUUCUGGCUGCACUUUUUGAUGUGACUGUAAGUUAGCUGUAUUUGGCUAGCUAGCAAGCAAGGGAUAAGAACGUUGCCAGCCAGUAUGGCAAUGGAACAUUUAGAACGAACGACGUCCAUAGAUACAGAACAAAAAGACUGAACGACUGGGUCGCGUCUCUAGCAACCGAACCGAUAGAAUGAUUUGUGGAUCUUGUGGAAGGAUGAAAUAGUAUGAAAAAAUUCAUCAAAAUAACAUUUUUAAUAAAAAGAUGUCAAUCAUUAUUUGAAUAUAUUGGUAAUCCGUUGUAUAAAAGUGAUUAUUACUUAAAUAAUGCCUUCAUUGCUUUUGUGCUGAGUUUCACUAUUUAUCAAGGCCACUUGGCAAUUAUAAUGAUAUUUAGGCUACUGAUGUUUUCAUUAUUUGACCACACGUCUUGACCGUGUGUCUUGGUGGUUGGGGUAUUUUUUAUUCAUUUUGUCAUUAUAAAAAUAAUCUGUUACAGUGUUCCAACACAAAUGCUUUCUGUUUCAUAGUUGUAGCAAAGGCACUCCACAAAUAAAAUGUAUUGAACACUUUAAAAAAAAAAAAAUCUUUCGUUUUUACAUAUAGCCUCAGUAAUAUAAACUAAUGAAAAAGCUAUUGUGUUGUUGGAAAUAAAAUAAAACAAGUAUUAUAAUGUUACCCAGGCCUUCAUAACCUAAUUAUUAUUUUUGCAAUAGCAUAUAUAAAAUGUAUUAAUUAGACUGUUAGAAUGUUGCAGUCAGAAUGACUGCUCAUUAGCGUGAAGGUGGGUCCAUCGAGGCCCAGCAGUUGUAGUGUUAAUUACCUUCUGCCUUUGUAAUAUUAUGUAUCUGGAGUAAGAUAAGUAUUUCUCAGAUUUAAUUCUGCUGUUGAAAUUGUGUUUUGAGGGCGAGUGCAAAUGAAAUGGCUAGGUAGCUAACUAGCUAGCUAGCUAGUAGCGUUGGCUAACCCAGAAUCUGACAGACAAAGUUUAAUCUCCUGUUUUUAGCUCCCCAUAUAAUCUCUGCUUAUUGGCUAACUAGCCACCUUGUCAUUUGCAUAAAGAGUGAACAGAUUAAUCAGAUGUGUGUGGCAAUAGCUAACUCAUUAUUAUUAGGUUGCCACUAGAUAAACUUGCUAAGCUAGCUAGCUGCAGUGUCAACCAUGUAACGCCAGCGCAGCAUCCCUCCAUUGCUCUCUCUCUCACUGUGUGUGUGUGUGUGUGUGUGUCUGUCUAAAUGUCAUUUCUUUUUUAUGACAAGGCCUAUAACUAUAAGCACAUCUGUCAUACAGUGUAUAAUCUCGGUAAGCUUUUUGUGCCAUAUAGCUAGCUAUUCUUCGUGUUUUUUUGUUACAGCUUGUAGUGGCACAACUGAGGGGAAGGAGAAUGGGCCAGCCAAGAAAAGAAAAGACCCUUCAAGUGGAAAGGAGUCGUUCGGAAGAGAACAGAGGGUAAAUCCUACCUUGGCCAGAAAAAGAUGAAUGAGUUGAGUAUGGCAAUUGAUAUCUUCACUGUUGAUUAUUUAUUACUUACAUUAUUCUUACCUGAAUACCUACAUUGAUGUUUAAUUCCUUGCUGAAAUAUGUCUUGAUGAUUUGCAUACUUGUAACAUGAUUGAAAGUUGUCUGUCAUGACUCAAAGUUGUCCGUCAAACCCCGUAUCUCUACCACAGCGUUUUAAGUGAAUCGCAUGUUGUGGGUUCUCAGCCAUGCUGAAAUGUGUCUUGAUGAUUUGCAUACUUGUAACAUGAUUGAGUUGACUAUGGCAAUUUAUACCUGCUCUGUUUGAUUAUUUAUUACUUACCUGAAUACCUAACUUGAUGUUUAAUUCCAUGCUGAAAUGUGUCUGAUUUGCAUACUUGUAACAUGAUUGAUAGUGACCAUUGUAUAUUGAUUGUUUUUUGAUUGUAACACUUACCUGAUCCUCCUUGAUAUUUCAUUCUGAGUAAAAAAUUAAACAUCACACUUGGUGUAAAUCUUUUUAGUAAUUGAAACUGUACAGCCUACGGACGUUGUUUGAUGUCAGUUUUCAUUGGAGACUAUCUGUGUUGGAGGACAUCUGCAAGAUGGUGCUGGCAGCCUUAAAUAAUACAUUAAUGUCAACUCAAUUGCACUAAGUUGUUGUUCUUUUUGUUUGCUGUCACAGUUUACCAUAAGCAGUAAAAACUUGCCAAACUAAAUUUGUAACUAGUACUUAAGUAGUUUUCUGACCGGAUACAUUUUUACUCUUAUUUGAGUAAAUUACAAUCUACAGUGAGGGAAAAAAGUAUUUGAUCCCCUGCUGAUUUUGUACGUUUGCCCACUGACAAAGAAAUGAUCAGUCUAUAAUUUUAAUGGUAGCUUUAUUUGAACAGUGAGAGACAGAAUAACAACAAAAAAAUCAAGAAGAAAAAAUUUUUCAAAAAUGUUAUAAAUUGAUUUGCAUUUUAAUGAGGGAAAGAAGUAUGAAUAUAGUCCAGUUUGACCAGCCAACCCAACUAAAAGAUGGUCCAGCCCAUAUGGCAUUCGCCAGAAUUGCCAGAUGGCCAAUCCACCCCUGCAUAUUGGGAGUUGAUUGAACAGCUAUUAUUGAUUGGUAGCCCGUCCCUGCAAACAUGCAUGUACAAUUUGACCAGGUAUUGAACGUGGGUUGUAAGAACAAGGCUGAUGUAUCCAAAAGGUUGAUGUUAAGCCCACUGAGCUAAAGACUAAGGGCUAGGUAGUCACUUUCAGGUCUAAGCUCUAAGUCAAGAUCUGACCACUGUGGCCACAGGGAACCAACAACACCCAUACACAAAGCCUGCCAAUGUUUGUACUUGACUUCUCAAGCAAACAGAGACAGACAAGCACACACAGAAAUCGAGAGAGCAUCAUAUCUGGGUCUGCUGGAGAGGCUGCCUGUUGGCUCUGACACCGUGCAGAGCAUAACCAUGAGAUUCCAUCAGAUAGACACCUAAUUAUAGGUAUUAUCUUGGACCAUGUCUGAGUCUGUCUGGUCUGAGGCCCAACACAGCUCUAUGUUUGGGGAGAGAGAGAGCGAGAGCGAGAAGGGGGAGAGAGAGAGAGCGAGAGCGAGAGAAGCAUCACAGCAAAAUGUGGGACAUGUUGUGAUAAAUAAAGGGCAACCAGUGGAGCACAACACCAAAGUAAAUUAAACCUAUAUUUAUCUGUUUAUUUAUUUUCCCCUUGCUAAUUUGUACUUCUACUAACAACACUGCACAUAGUAGAGAGAGAGAGAGAGAGAGAGAGAGACUGGUGAAAUUGGACAGACAGACAGGACAGGAGGUGGAAGUAAAGUCAAAAACAGAGGAAAGAAAGAGGACAUGGGAGGAAAAACAAGGGAUAAACUUCUGAAAAAAGAGAUGGAGCAAGAUAACUCACUUUGCAUUGCAAUCUAUGACAUAAGUGGUGAGGCGAAAGCAGGCGAGGGUUCUGGCUUAUAGGGAAAGACUUAAGAGGGGAGUAGGGCAGCCAAGGAGGUCAGAAAGCUUGGAUGUUAGUUCACUGGUGAACUGAAGGAAUGGCAAGAAUAUACACUGAGUAUACAAAACAUUAGGAACACCUGCUCUUUCCAUGACAGACUGACCAGGUGAAUCCAGGUGAAAGCUAUGAUCCCAUAUUGAUGUCACUUGUUAAAUCCACUUCAACCAGUGUAGAUGAAGGGGAUGAGACAGGUUAAAGAAGGAUUUUUAAGCCUUGAGACAAUUGAGACAUAACCUGUGCCCCACACAUUGACUCUGUACCGGUACCCCCUGCACAUAGCCUCAUUACUGUUCUUUUAUUGUUCCUCGUUAAUAAAUCAUUAUUUUUCAUUUAAUUAUUUUUUACUUCAGUUUAUUUUAGUAAAAACUUUCUUAACACUUAUUUUUCUUAAAACUGCAUUGUUGGUUAAGGGCUUGUAAGUAAGCAUUUCACUGUAAGGUCUAUGCCUGUUGUACUCGGCACAUGUAACAAAUAACAUUUGAUUUGAUUUGUAUGUGUGCCAUUUAGAGGGUGAAUGGGCAAGACAAAAGAUUUCAGUGCCUUUGAACAGGGUAUGAUAGUAGGUGUCAGGCGCACUGGUUUUUGUAAAGAACUGCAAUGCUGCUGGAUUUUUCAAGCUCAACAGUUUCCCAUGUGUAUCAAGAAUGGUCCACCACCCAAAGGACAUCCAGCCAACUUGACAACUGUGGGAACAUGAAACAAUUUCAAAGAUUUUAUUGAGUUACAGUUCAUAUAAGGAAAUUAGUCAAAUGAAAUAAAUUCAUUAGGCCCUAAUCUAUGGAUUUUACAUGACUGGGAAUACAGAUUUGCAUCAGAUACCUUUAAAAAAAGUAGGGCCCUGCAUCAGAAAACCAGUCAGCAUCUGGUGUGACCACCAUGUAUCUCAUGCAGAACACAUCUCCUUUGCACAGUUGAUCAGGCUGUUGAUUGUGGCCUGUGGAAUGUAAGUUGCUGGAUAUUGGCGGGAACUGGAACACGCUGUCGUACACAUCAAUCCAUAGCAUUCCAAACAUGCUCAAUUGGUGACAUGUCUGGUGAGUAUGCAGGCCAUGGAAGAACUGGGACACUUGCUGAAACAUGAGGUGAUGGCGGCGGAUGAAUGGCACGACAAUGGGCUUCAGGAUCUUGUAACGGUAUCUCUGUGCAUUCAAAUGCCAUCGAUAAAAUGCAAUUGUUUUCGCUGUCUGUAGCUUAUGCCUGCCAAUACCAUAACCCCACCGCCACCAUGGGGCACUCUGUUCACAACGUUGACAAACCGCUUGCCGGCACGAUGCCAUGCACUUGGUCGACAAUUGUGAGGCCGGUUGGACGUUCUGCCAAAUUCUCUAAAACGACGGAGGCGGCUUAUGGUAGAGAAAUGAACAUUCAAUUCUCUGGUAACAGCUCUGGUGGACAUUCCUGCUGUCAGCAUGCCAAUUGCACACUCCCUCAAAACUUGAGACAUCUGUAGAAUUGUGUUGUGUGACAAAAUUGCACAUCUUAGAGGUGCCUUUUAUUGUCCCCAGCACUAGGUGCAACUGUGUAAUGAUCAUGCUGUUUAAUCAGCUUCUUGAUAUGCCACAUGUCAGGUGGACGGAUUACUUUGGCAAAGGAGAAUUGCUCACUAACAGAGAGAAAUAAGCUUUUUGUGCGUUUGGAAAAUUUCUGGGAUCUUUUAUUUCAGCUCAUGAAACAUGGGACCAAAACAUUACAUGUUGCGUUUCUAUUUUUGUUCAAUAUAGAAAGAUAGAGAGAGCGAGAGUAAGUAAGUUAUUAACUGGUGCGCUGAAGGGAUGGCAGAGAUAUGGAGGUUGGCUGCUCGGCGUUACAGGCUGCCAACUGGGAGGAAGCAGAGGCUUGCAGGGCACAGCAUGGAGCCGUUAAAGCCUGGGAUAUAAUCAGUCCACCCAUAACACAAGUCCAUAACAUUUUUGCAGGCAUCUCACUUUUUUAACACCUGAACAGCGCUUUUAAUGGAGUGCAUUACUCAUUAAAAUGACCAAACAUGACUGUAGCUCAGUUGGUAGAGCAUGGCGCUUGCUACGCCAGGGUUGUGGAUUCGUUUCCCACGGGGGGCCAGUAUGAAAAUGUAUGCACUCACUAACUGUAAGUCGCUCUGGAUAAGAGCGUCUGCUAAAUAACUAAAAUGUAAAAAUGUAAAAUAAUUAUUUAUAAGUUUCCCUUUUUCUCUACCAACAUUUAAGCUUAAGUAAUUCCCAUACAGAUAAUUGUCAAGGAGGGCAGUCAAUAGACGUUGAGUAUUCCUUCUUAGAAAAAGAGGAAAUUCCCUUAUUUUGCAGUGGCUCAUCCUCUUUGAUUUUGUGUUUUAAGGUAAAAAGUGGAUACUAGGAUAAUUAAGAAGACAAAAUUACUCCUUUGUUCUUGAGACCUUUCCCUCUCUAAGCUGAUGACAAUAUCUGUAGUAAACGCUAAUUCUUAUAUAGGGUGCUACUCUACUGGGUGAGUAUUUUUAUUCACUAGUGUACACACGAUAAACAAAACAACAAACGAUACGUGAAGUCCAACGGUACUAACACAAACCAACACGGAACAAGAUCCCACAAACACUGUGGGAAAACUGGCUGCAUAAGUCUGGUUCCCAAUCAGAGACAACAAGCAACAGCUGAUACUCGUUGCCUCUGAUUGAGAACCACACUGGCCAACAUAGAAACACAAUACUAGAAAUACGACAUAGAACAAAAACACAGACUCUACACACCCUGGCUCAACAUAAAAGAGUCCCUAGAGCCAGGGCGUGACAGUACCCCCCACCCCAAAGGCGCGGACUGCGACCGCGCCUAAACAUAACCGAACAGGGGAGGGCUGGGUGGGCAUUCCUCCUUGGAGGCGGUUCCGGCUCCGGGCUUGACCACCAUCCUCCAACAAUCCCCCCGUAGCGCCCCUGGUCCGGUCUGGCCCCGCUGGCUGGAGCUGGACUGGACAUCGUUGGAGCGGAUUGCUUAGGCUCCGGUGUGGAGCAACUGACCGGUACCUGACCAGGCACCGAUGAACCGGGCACGGGCUGUGCCGGACUGACGACACGCACCCCAGGCUUGGUGCGGGAAGCAGGAAUGGGCCGGACCGGGCUGACGACGCGCACCCCUGGCUUGGUGCGGGGAGCAGGAACGGGCCGGACCGGGCUGACAAUGCGCACCACAGGCUUGGUGUGGGGAGCAGGAACAGGCCGGGCCGGGCUGGCGACGCGCACCAUUGGCUUGGUGCGGGGAGCAGGAACAGGCCGGGCCGGGCCGGCGACGCGCACCGUAGGCUUGGUGCGAGGGGCAGGAACAGGCCGGGCCGGGCUGGCGACGCGCACCAUAGGCUUGGUGCGGGGAGCAGGAACAGGCCGGGCCGGGCCGGCGACGCGCACCGUAGGCUUGGUGCGGGGAGCAGGAACGGGCCGGGCCGGACUGGCGACGCGCACCAUUGGCUUGGUGCGGGGAGCAGGAACGGGCCGGACCGGGCUGACGACGCGCACCACAGGCUUGGUGCGAGGGGCAGGAACAGGCCGGGCCGGGCUGGCGACGCGCACCGUAGGCUUGGUGCGAGGGACAGGAACAGGCCGGACCGUACUGGGAACACACACCACUGGCCUUAAACGGGGAUCAGGAACGGGCCGGACCGGACUGGCAAUACACCUCAGUACCUCUCGCCGUGCCUCUACAUCUUCCUUCCCUCUUCUCACCAAUGGCUCCCGUAACCCGGUGGCCUUCUCUCCUCGUCCACGAACUCGUCCCUUAUCUGCCUCCAGCAGCCCCGUCGUCUAUGCCAUGUGCCCCCCCCUAAAAAUUUAUUGGGGGUGCCUCUCGCCUGUCCGACCAUGGCCCGGUUGGCGCCGCUUCUCCUCUCCUGCCUGGGUCUCUCCCUUCAUAGCCCUCCGGCAACGGACGGCCUCCUCCUCCGUGAUCUGCCCCCAACCGAGGAGGACAUCUACCAAUGUCACCUCCUGCGUGUGCUCCUGGACACGCUGCUUGGUCCUAGUUCCACCCCUGGGUCAACAAAUCUAUUCUUGCUAAAAUUGUUUUCCAAGUGGGUAAUGAAGCAUCACUGAGCUGUUGAUAGCGGCAACAGUUUGUUGUUCACAUUGUCCAUAUUGCAGCGAACGGCGGGGCAGGGAAGCAAACCAGAGACACGUUCCUGUGCUUCGACUACUCAGCCACCUCACAUGUCCGGGACGUGCUUUGCGAUUGGCUCACGGCCGCCAUCCCACUUCUGACACCAAUGUAGCGAACGGCUGGGCAGGGAAGCGAACCCGGUUUGCUGACGUGAAAUGCAAACACAUCUCACCAAUAGGGUUAAUCCACUUGGUGGGAAUUGUAAUGUGACACAUAUAGCGAGGAUCGCUACAAUACCCUCAGAGUACUAUUCAAGCCACACAACCAAUUACUUCAAUUGGAAAGCAUUCAGUUUCUCACUCUCUAGUUUGGUCCUGUGGCGAUGGUGUGUUGACUCAUUGUGUGAAGUACUAUGAAUGCCACUUAAUUCUACGACGCACACUCACUGUAAUAAUACUGUAUUACCAUCACACAAUACAUUUCUUGCUAGCAACAUCUUCAGUCCCACAAUAAAGUCAGUAAAUAUUACAGGUACAAGUCAUAUUCAAAAGGGUACAUAGUAGCUCUGAAUGGCAGUAUUGCAGUGUUUGCCUGUUGCAUCCACAGUUUACGCUCAUCACUUGAAACCACUUGCUCUCAGAGUAGGGUGAGGUUGAGAGUGUGCAUGUGUGGCUGUGUAUGUGUGUGUGUGUAUGCGUGUGAGUGAACACUAACGUUCAUUGACAAAACUUUAAAAUUACGGCUUUAACCAGCACCGACACAGGAGAGAGCAAACUUUACCCCUGUAUGCCCACCAACAACCCCCACAUGACUCCAAUGCUUCCCUCCGAAGGGACGCCAAACAUCUCAAAUGCAUUAUAUAUGCUCUCAUAGACUUAAUUGAAGUGUAAAAUGUUAUGUUCCACACCGAUGCACUCCUAAUAGGCCUGUGCUCAGUGACCAGCAUGGUAAAGCAAUUACAAGGCAAUUACAACAUGAGAGUGUGUUUUGAGUUUACCACAGUCAGAAAUGAGACCAGGACCUUGAUAUCUGUUUAAGUGAGGUUUAAAACAAACUAUGAUGCACUGUCGAAACCAAACUGAUUAGAUAUUUGCCUCUUUUAUAAUCAGAGUACUAAUGUUUAAUGUAUGUUAAUCUGUUGCACAGUGCUGGGAAAUAUUGGGUAGUUUAAAGCAUUUAGCGGACCAUUGGAAGUGACUAAGGUCCCAUAACAGAUGACUAAGGUCCCAUAACAGAUUGCUAAUACACAUGCUAAUGGUUAGAGGUAAAAUAUCAUUAACAAGGCUAGCAAGGUCAUCAGAAACUCGCCCCUUUCAGUCCAGUAUGUGAUUAAUUCAUGACUUUUUAAUUCAGAAUUCAUCCGCUUGCAGCUGAGUUUGACCUUUAGUGAUUCAAUGCACAUUUCGCUUUAAUUAAAAUAAUGAAUCCCAAAAUCAAACAGAGAGUGGCUCUUUUUGUUUUCUGCUAAUGCAACAUUGAUCGUCUGUGCCGGUCUUUUAUUAAAUGCUUCUCAGUAACAUGUAUUAACAGAACUUAAUGGGGAAUUAGUUUUGCCACAAACUGCACUGAAAUAUGGAAGGAAAACAGCACAGGCUGAUUUUAAUUUUAAGGCAUGUUUGAAAUACUUAUCAGUCCCGAAGAUAUUAGGAUAUGUUUUCAGCCUGAUCGUAACCAGAAGGUCAAUGGGUGAUUGGCCUUAUGUUGAAAUUGAAAGCAGGCCAGCAAAACUAAUGCUAUCACUGGGAAGCACUGACCUUAUAGUUGAGCUCAAUCCAGUUAGAGAGAUAACCGAAUUUGAUUAGCUGAUUGCAGAGGCUGACUGUAGGGUCUGUUUGAGUGCUGCUGAAAAGAUGACUGAAGACAGGAAGAAAAUCACAUAGAGGAAACAACCUACUCGUUCCAUCCCCUAUUGUACAGAGAGACAGUGAGAGAGACAGAGAGACAGAGAGACAGAGAGAGAGAGAGAGAGAGAGAGAGAGAGAGAGAGAAUCUAACAACCAUGCUCAAUGCUCGCACAGGUCCAGACCAGGAUGUUGAACUAGAGUAGAUCAGAGCAGAGUCACUCUCCUACCUACACCAUGUCAACUGUAUGCUGCUGACACCUCUCCUCUCUGCCCCUCUAUCUCUCCCAAUCCCUCACUCUGAGAACUAAUCUCUUAUGGGAGACGGGCUGCAGCAGGACAUUGGCCAUCAGCGCACCGUGGCAACCGUCCGACAACACCCAUCACUCCAAAGAGCCCUUCAGCUAUGAUGUCAUCACAGCACACCAGUGACCUUCAUUGAUUGGAGCAGAGACGUUCUAUGCCAUCUGAUUGGAGCAGAGUCGUUCCGUGCCACCCUAACAAGCUCUAAUGAGUUUUAACGCAUGACUUCUGAUAGAUCUAAUAGAUAUAUCCUAAAGGGCAUGAACAUAUCCAUUUUAUGAUUCAUUUAGCUAUGCCAAGGGGCUGGGCACAAUGCUGACAACUGUCCAGUCUGCUCUGUGUGCUGCAUUAGCAUAGCUGCCUCAGCCUAGCAUUAUAUUGAGGGUCUAAUGUUAGUGCAUUGUUGUGGUACAGGGUAACUACGUGAUGGCGUGAAGAUGUCCAUGCUUGGUGACAUUUGGAUUUCAGUGCUACUUUUCCGUCCAGCUCUUGGUCUUUUCUGUCCUUUCUUCUAGCAGGUGAAAGAAAUGAAAUUGUACAGGAACCAGUUAAACAACUGUCAUUACUGUGUCUGUCUCUCUAUGCUAUCUGAUGUAAGAUCACUCUGUCCAACACUAGACGUUCCCUGGGUUUCAGACAGUGUUUUAACACCUUUCUGUCUGGGUGAGGAGACAGAAUGUUUCAGUUGUGUAUUGUUGACUUCCUGCUCCAGCUGAGUGACAGGUUGAGAGCAAGAACAGAUCUAAGUGAUUUCCUCAGAGCAGUUAGUGUUCCAUUAUUCAAACACAAUCCCUUUUGGCUUAACAGUUAUCGAUCAGAUAGAUGCAUGUGUGUGUGUGCGCUUAUACAUGUCCUAUUUCACACAUGUACAAGUGUGUAUUAUACGCAUGUGUGAAUUGGAAAAUAAUUUUUUUGUUGCAUAUCCCAACUCCCCCAGAGACACCCUCGGAGAGUGGGGUCACGGCCAGGGUCUAAAAUGAUCAACGGCGACCCAGGAGCAAUUAGCGUUAACUAGCAACCUUUCUGUUUGUGGCCCAACGCUCUAACCGCUAGGCUACCUGCCGCUCAGUGUGUGUGUCCAUCCGUGCAUGUAUUCAGAACAGCCACAUUCUUCCCCCACAGCCUGGUCAGAGCUGCUAAAUUCCACACCUCGCCAGUCAGAUAAAUACCUUGAGUAAAGCAGAGCCGACAAUCACUGCAAAUAUUAACUGACCCUGUGGUGCGUCAAACAAAAUGUCAAAAGGGCUUAGCUGGAAAGCCCUGUGUGGUUGCUGCUUAUGGUUGUUAUUUGCUCAUGUCACAUACAGCUCUGCAGACCAGUCGAUACAACCUGUCUCUUAUCAUCUAGAGAGGUUGAUUCCUUUUAUUUUUUCCAUCCUGAUAUAAAAUAUCAGUCUGUCAAUCUCCAGGCAAUGAGAAAUUAAAUCAGCGACAAUAUAGAAAAAUCAAACAUAUGGGACAAACUGAGAAAUAAAGAAAUCAGAAACAUAUGGGCAAGAGUAAAUAAAAUGUGUGCUAAAAUAGUUACAUCUAUGAAAAGAAGUCUAAUUGCAAUGGUCAUUUUACAAUUAAUUAGCCGAUGCAGAUGGCUUCACAGUGUGGACAGCUGGCUGACUGUCCCUUUCUCCUCUUCUUGUUUAUCAGCUUCUGUCACAGCCAUCAAAAAUAUGUCAAGUCCAUCUCACAUCAUAGACCGAUGUAGAGCCGAAGAGAUGGUUCUAAACCUUCUGAUGUUCUACUAUGAGCUGCCACCGCCCCCUUGUGGAUUUCUACUCUCAUGACAGAGAGAGAGAGAGAGAGAGAGAGGUAGUGAGCUUAUGGGCUCCUGAGUUCUUCUGCAAAAAGAUAGAAUUAGAGUUGGAUAAAUGUAGAUAAACUAGAUUUUUUUCACAAGUACUUAUACAGGAUACUAACCUCAACAUCAAAACCUUCAAUCCAAAUGAAAUUCCAUACCUAAAACCUUGAUUUUGGACAAUAUUACCUGAAUGGACUAUUACUACCAAGGACUAUCAAGAAAAAACUUCUAACAAACCAAAACCUGCAGAAGAAACACAGCGGAAACUGGAAAUACCAUCCAACACAAAACUGACUGAGUAAUAUUCAGUCUGAAGCUACUUCUGAAGCGAAAAAGUAAAAUACAAUAAUCUCUAGGUACUUUUGUUAUAUAAAGCUAAGUAAAUAAGUAUACUAAGCUACCAAGCUGCUAGGACAAAACAGACCUGGCUGCAACUUCAAUUAGCAUGGAAGUGUGAAGUCAGAUGUGUGAAAACUCUUGAGCCCAACAAUGGCAGGAGAGUUACAACCUCUGUCAACGUGUACAAGUCUGGGACAGUAAUGGUGCAGGCAUCCUCAUGCAGUUCCAGCAGGACUUUUACGGGAUCAAAGAGAGAGAACAGCAGGAAAAGCUCUCUCUCUCUGUGAUGACUCCCCCAUCCUGAGUGAGUCUAAUCACACCCCAAAUACAUUCAAUUGGAUAAACUUUUUCCCAAACACAAAGUGGCUAAACUCUGGUGCCCAAACACUAGGCAUGCCCUGGAGCUGUUGUCAGAGGACAGACUAGGGUCCCCCAGCCACAUCAUAAAUCACACAGGCACAAAAGACCUGAGGGCCCAGCAGGAAAGGGUGGCCACAGCACUCAAGGGAGUGAUUGAAAAAGCUUCUUCCACUUUCCCCAACCCACAAGUGGUUAUAUCCACCCUGCUACCAUGAAAAUACUUUCACCUUGUCACUAUACAGCGGGUGAAUGCAAGCAUUUCGCGAGACUGUAACUCAAAACGUAAUGUCUACCUGGCCCACCACUCCACCCUGGACUUGAACAGCCUUUAUGACCAGGUCCACCUCUACAAGCCAGCAAUCCCAACUUUUGCCAGGACCGUGAAGGACGUCACCCUCAACCAUAUCCCCAGCACCUCACACAGAAGCAACAGAGCAACGGACACCCCGCCCAGACCAGCGAGACACCCUCUCAGACCUGCAAGACCCCCUCCCGAAGGACCUGCACCGAGAGAACCCACACCAAGAGGACCUACACCCAGACCACAGCAUCACCAGCCACACCCCAACCAGCUAAGACCACCCCAAGCAAACCCUGGCCACACCCUAUAUAGGCCCCCUCAUAUCAGACCUAUGCCCCUUCUGCCCACCCCAUUCCCCCCGCCCCUGUGGCAAGGACCUCAACAUGACAGCAGGACAUAUGCCCAGGCAGUGAGCAGAGCAACAGGCCCAACCCCCACUAUUACACCCGCCCAAUCCCCAUCCUGCGACCUAAGAGGUAUGUAUCAGAUGCUCAACAUGUUCUGCUCACACCUACUGUAAUGAUCCAGGCCUAAACCACACAAAAACAACACUAGACACCAUGGAAAACAAAGCUUUUACUAUCUCAUCCUGGAAUAUACAAGGUAUGAGGUCAUCUGCCUUUGGCCUAAAGAGCAGGAACCCAGACUUCAUCAAAGAAAUUGGAUAUACAGACAUUGUCAUCCUACAAGAAACAUGGUAUAAUUGGAGCCACUGGUUGCCCUCUAGGUUACAGAGAGCUGGUAGACCCAUUCACCAAACUACCAGGAGUGAAACAAGGAAGAGACUCAGGGGGAAUGCUAAUUUGGUAUAGAGCAGACCUAACCCACUCUGUUAAAUUAGUCAAAACAGGAACAUUUAACAUCUGGCUAGAAAUGAAUAAGGAAAUGAUCUCAACAGAAAUAAAUGUCCUCAUGUGUGCUACCUAUAUCCCCCCAAUAGAAUCCCCAUACUUUAACGAUGACAGCUUCUCCAUCCUAGAGGGGGAGAUCAACAAUUUCCAGGCCCACAACAUAACCAACAAAAACGGGUCACAACUCCUGCAGCUCUGUUGGACGCUGGGUAUGUACAGUGGCUUGCGAAAGUAUUCACUCCCUUUGGCAUUUUUCCUAUUUUAUUGCCUUACAACCUGGAAUUAAAAUUGAUUUUUGGGGGGUUUGUAUCAUUUGAUUUACACAACAUGCCUACCACUUUGAAGAUGCAACAUAUUUUUUAUUGUGAAACAAACAAAAAAUAAGACAUAAAAACAGAAAACUUGAGCGUGCAUAACUAUUCACCCCCCCCCCCCAAAUCAAUACUUUGGAGAGCCACCUUUUGCAGCAAUUAUAGCUGCAGGUCUCUUGGGGUAUGUCUCUAUAAGCUUGGCACAUCUAGCCACUGGGAUUUUUGCCCAUUCUUCAAGGCAAAACUGCUCCAGCUCCUUCAAGUUGUUGUGUACAUCAUUCUUUAGGUCAUACCACAGAUUCUCAAUUGGAUUGAGGUCUGGGCUUUGACUAGGCCAUUCCAAAACAUUUAUAUGUUUCCCCUUAAACCACUCGAUUGUUGCUUUAGCAGUAUGCUUAGGGUCACUGUCCUGCUGGAAGGUGAACCUCCGUCCCAGUCUCAAAUUUCUGGAAGACUGAAACAGGUUUCCCUCAAGGGUUUCCCUGUAUUCCCAGUCCCUGCCGAUUAAAAACAUCCCCACAACAUGAUGCUGCCACAACCAUGCUUCACUGUGGGGAUGGUGUUCUCGGGGUGAUGAGAGGUGUUGGGUUUGCGCCAGACAUAGCGCAAACCCAACACAUAGGUACUCCGAGCAUGUGCUGACCAACUGGCAAGUGUCUUCACUGACAUUUUCAACAUGUCCCUGACUGAGUCUAAUACCAACAUGUUUCAAGCAGACCACCAUAGUCCCUGUGCCCAAGGACACUAAGAUAACCUGCCUAAAUGACUACCGACCCGUAGCACUGACGUCUGUAGCCAUGAAGUGCUUUGAAAGGCUGGUCAUGGCUCACAUCAACACCAUUAUCCCAGAAACCCUAGACCCACUCCAAUUUGCAUACCGCCCCAACAGAUCCACAGAUGAUGCAAUCUCUAUUGCACUCCGCACUGCCCUUUCCCACCUGGACAAGAGGAACACCUACAUGAGAAUGCUAUUCAUUGACUACAGCUCAGCAUUCAACACCAUAGUGCCCUCAAAGCUCAUCACAAAGCUAAGGAUCCUGGGACUAAACACCUCCCUCUGCAACUGGAUCCUGGACUUUCUGACGGGCUGCCCCCAGGUGGUAAGGGUAGGUAACAACACAUCUACCACACUGAUCCUCAACACGGGGGCCCCUCAGGGGUGCGUGCUCAGUCCCCUCCUGUACUCCCUGUUCACCCAUGACUGCAUGGCCAGGCACAACUCCAACACCAUCAUUAAGUUUGCCGACGACACAACAGUGGUAUGCCUGAUCACCGACAACGAUGAGACAGCCUAUAGGGAGGAGGUCAGAGACCUGGCCGUGUGGUGCCAGGAUAACAACCUCUCCCUCAACGUGACCAAGACAAAGGAGAUGAUUGUGGACUACAGGAAAGAAAAGAGGACUGAGCACGCCCCCAUUCUCAUUGACGGGGCUGUAGUGGAACAGGUUGAGAGCUUCAAGUUCCUUGGUGUCCACAUCACCAACGAACUAUCAUGGUCAAAACACACCAAGACCGUUGUGAAGAGGGCAUGACAAAGCCUAUUCCCCCUCAGGAGACCCUCAAAAAAUUAUACAGCUGCACCAUCGAGAGCAUCCUGACUGGUUACAUCAUCGCCUGGUAUGGCAACUGCUUGGCCUCCGACCGCAAGGCACUACAGAGGGUAGUGCGUAUGGCCCAGUACAUCACUGGGGCCAAGCUUCCUGCCAUCCAGGACCUCUAUACCAGGUGGUGUCAGAGGAAGGCCCUCAAAAUUGUCAAAGACUCCAGCCUCCGGCAAGCGGUACCGGAGUGCCAAGUCUAGGUCCAAAAGACUUCUCAACAGCUUCUACCCCCAAGCCAUAAGACUCCUGAACAGCUAAUCAUGGCUACCCGGACUAUUUGCACUGCCCCCCCCCACCCCAUAUUUUUACGCUGCUUCUACUCUGUUAAUUAUUUAUGCAUAGUCACUUUAACUCUACCCACAUGUACAUAUUACUUCAACUACCUCAACUAGCCGGUGCCCCCGCACAUUGACUCUGCACCGGUACCCCCCUGUAUAUAUAGCCUCCCUACUGUUAUUUUAUUUUACUUCUGCUCUUUUUUUCUCAACACUUUUUUGUUGUUGUUUUAUUUUACUUUUUUAUUAAAAAUAAAUGCACUGUUGGUUAAGGGCUGUAAGUAAGCAUUUCACUGUAAUGUCUGCACCUGUUGUAUUCGGCGCAUGUGGCCAAUACAAUUUGAUUUGAUUUCCUUGAUGGCUAAACAGCUCAAUUUUAGUCUCAUCUGACCAGAGUACUUUCUUCCAUGUGUUUGGGGAGUCUCCCACAUGGCUUUUGGCGAACACCAAACGUGUUUGCUUAUUUCUUUCUUUAAGCAAUGGCUUUUUUCUGGCCACUCUUCCGUAAAGCCCAGCUCUGUGGAGUGUACGGCUUAAAGUGGUCCUAUGGACAGAUACUCCAAUGGUGGGCGGCCCUCUCUUGGCAGGUUUGUUGUGGUGCCAUAUUCUUUCCAUUUUUUUAUAAUGGAUUUAAUGGUGCUCCGUGGGAUGUUGAAAGUUUCAGAUAUUUUAUUAUAACCCAACCCUGAUCUGUACUUCUCCACAACUUUGUCCCUGACCUGUUUGGAGAGCUCCUUCAUCUUCAUGGUGCCGCUUGCUUGGUGAUGCCCCUUGCUUAGUGGUGUUGCAGACUCUGGGGCCUUUCUGAACAGGUGUAUAUAUACUGAGAUCAUGUGACAGAUCAUGUGACACUUAGAUUGCACACAGGUGGACUUUAUUUAACUAAUUAUGUGACUUCUGAAGGUAAUUGGUUGCACCAGAUCUUAUUUAGGGGCUUCAUAGCAAAGGGGGUCAAUACAUAUGCACGCACCACUUUUCCGUUAUUUAUUUUUUAGACCUUUUUGAAACAAAUAAUUUAUUUCAUUUCACUUCACCAAUUUGGACUAUUUUAUAUAUGUCCAUUACAUGAAAUCCAAAUAAAAAUCAAUUUAAAUUACAGGUUGUAAUGCAACAAAAUAGGAAAAACGCUAAGGGGGAUGAAUACUUUUGCAAGGCACUGUACAUAGUCAAUGGUAGGCUUCGAGGGGACUCCUACAGUAGGUACACCUAUAGCUCAUCUCUUGGUAGUAGUACUGUAGACUACUUUAUCACUGACCUCAACCCAGAGUCUCUUAGAGCAUUCACAGUUACUCCACUGACACCCCUAUCAGAUCACAGCAAAAUAACACUCUACUUGAACAGAGCUAUGCUCAAUCAUUAGGCAUCAAAGCCAAAGGAACUGAAUAAUAUUAAGAAAAUAUCUACCAAAAACAAUUAGGCAACAACAAAUUCCAUCCCUUCUAGACAAUUUCCUGGACAAAAUUAUGGUGAAUCACUAAAACGAUACAGAAAUACACUACGGAAAAUAAAGAAUCCAUAGAAUCUAACCACUUCUGGGAAAAUUUGAAAACUCUAAACAAACAACAACACGAAGAGUUAUCUAUCCAAAACGGAGACUUCUCCAAUCUUUUUGUCUCUAUAACAAAGAACAAACCGCAAAAACAUAUACAUGAUCAAAUACAAAUCUUAGAAUCAAAUAUUAAAGACUACCCAUUGGAUUCUCCAAUUACAUUGAAUGAACUACAUGACAAAAUACAAACCCUCCAACCCAAAAAGGCCUGUGGGUUGAUGGUAUCCUAAAUUAAAUUAUAAAAUAUACAGACCACAAAUUCCAAUUGGCUAUACUUAAACUCUUUAACAUCAUCCUCAGCUCUGGCAUCUUCCCCAAUAUUUGGGACCAAGGACUGAUCACUCCAAUUCACAAAAUACCAAUUUGACCCCAAUAACUACCGUGGGCUAUGCAUCAACAGCAACCUUGGGAAAAUCCUCUGCAUUAUCAUUAACAGCAGACUCGUGCAUUUCCUCAGCGAAAGCAAUGUACUGAGCAAAAGCCCCACCCUCUUCAACAUAUAUAUCAACGAAUUGGUGAGGGCACUAGAACAGUCUGCAGCACCCGGCCUCACCAUACUAGAAUCUGAAGUCAAAUGUCUACGGUUUUCUGAUGAUCUGGUGCUUCUGUCCCCAACCAAGGAGGGCCUACAGCAGCACCUUGAUCUUCUGCACAGAUUCUGUCAGACCUGGGACCUGACAGUAAAUCUCAGUAAGAUAAAAAAUAAUGGUGUUCCAAAAAGGUCCAGUUGCCAGGACCACGAAUACAAAUUCCAUCUAGACACCAUUGCCCUAGAGCGCACAAAAAACUAUACAUACCUCAGCCUAAACAUCAGCGCCACAGGUAACUUCCACAAAGCUGUGAACGAUGUGAGAGACAAGGCAAGACGGGCCUUCUAUGCCAUCAAAAGGAACAUAAAAUUCGACAUACCAAUUAGGAUCUGGCUAAAAAUACUUGAAUCAGUUAUAGAACCCAUUGCCCUUUAUGGUUGUGAGGUCUGGGGUCCGUUCACCAACCAAGAAUUCACAAAAUGGGACAAACACCAAAUUGAGACUCUGCAUGCAGAAUUCUGCAAAAAUAUAUUUUGUGUACAACAUAAAACACCAAAUAAUGCAUGCAGAGCAGAAUUAGGCCAAUACCCGCUAAUUAUCAAAAUCCAGAAAAGAGCCGUUAAAUUCUACAACCACCUAAAAGGAAGCGAUUCCCAAACCUUCCAUAACAAAGCCAUCACCUACAGAGAAAUUAACCUGGAGAAGAGCCCCCUAAGCAAGCUGGUCCUGGGGCUCUGUUCAAACACAAACAGACCCCACAGAUCCCCAGGACAGCAACACAAUUAGACCCAACCAAAUCAUAAGAAAACAAAAAGAUAAUUACUUGACACAUUGGAAAGAAUUUACAGAAAAACAGAGCAAAAAAACUAGAAUGCUAUUUGGCCCUAAACAGAGACUACACAGUGGCAGUAUACCUGACCACUGUGACUGACCCAACAUUAAGGAAAUCUUUGACUAUGUACAGACUCAGUGAGCAUAGCCUUGCUAUUGAGAAAGGCUGCCGAAGGCAGACCUGGCUCUCAAGAGAAGACAGGCUAUGUGCUCUGAUGUGGUGAUUUGAAGGAGUCAGGCGCAGGAGGGUAAAUCACAGAAUAACAGGAUUUAUUCCAGAAUACAGAGUUACGCAAUAAAGCGUCAAAACAGUCCAGUGCGCAAAACAGGCGCACUGAAACCAAGAAGGCACACAGGGAAAAUAACCUGGUGAUACAAAAUACAAGGAGCUCCACUGAGCUUCACUAAUCUCACAAUAUACAAUCACACACAAAGACAAGGGGGCAGAUGGAACACUUAUACAGGUACUGAUGAGGGGAUAUGAACCAGGUGUGUGUAAUAAACAAGACAAAACAAAUGGCAUGAUGAGAUGAGGAGCGGCAGUGACUAGAAGGCUGGUGACGAUGAACGCCGAAGCCUGCCCGAACAAGGAGAGGAGGCAGCCUCGGAGGAAGUCGUGACAUGUGCACACUGCCCAAAAAAUGAGUAAACAAAUCCAAUUUUGAUAAUCUCCCAUAUCUAUUGGGUGAAAUACCAUAGUGUGCAAUCACAGCAGCAAGAUUUGUGACCUGUUGCCACAAGAAAAGAGCAUCUAGUGAAGAACAAACACCAUUGUAAAUACAACCUAUAUUUAUGUUUAGUUAUUUUCCCAUUUGUACUUUAACUAUUUGCACAUCAUUACAACACUGUAUAUAGACAUAAUAUGACAUUUGAAAUGUCUUUAUUCUUUUGGAACUUUUGUGAGUGUAAUGUUUACUGUUCAUUUUUUAUUGUUUAUUUCACUUUGUUUAUUAUCUAUUUCACUUGCUUUGGCAAUGUAAACAUAUGUUUCCCAUGCUGAUAAAGCCCAUUGAAUUGAGAGAGAGAGAGAGAGAGAGAGAGAGAGAGAGAGAGAGUGUGAGUUAGUUAUUAACUGGCGAGCUGAAGGGAUGGCAGAGAUAUGGAGGUUGGCAGCUCAGUGGUACAGGCUGCCAACGGAGGAAGCGGAGGCUCGCAGGGCACAGCAUGGAGCCGUUACUGCCUGGGAUUUAAUCUGUCCACCCAGAGAGAGAGAGAUAGAUAGAUAGAUAGAUAGAUAGAUAGAUAGAUAGAUAGAUAGAUAGAUAGAUAGAUAGAUAGAUAGAUGUCUCUGAGAUCCAGCGUUCUCUGUCAGGGAAUUGAUAAGGCUCUCGUCAAUGUGGAUGGUUAUGUUGUUUCUACACUCAAGUCUCAAUCUGCCGAAUGCUAAGCAUUCGAUAGCACCUGUAUGGGCUGUGUUGCUGACAACCUGGCCUGAUGCUUCACAACUAAUAAUGUUUACUAAUAUUUUUUUCCUGGCCCUGGUUGAUCAGAAAAAGGAGAGGAAGAAUAAUAAAUUAAUAGCUAGUAAACAAGGUCUUUAUGAUAGCUUGUUUACCAUUUUAAGGUUAUCAUACCAGGAAUACUAUGUUCAUCUUCCAACCACUGUUGGCCUUUAUAAUGAUGCACAUAGCUUUUAGGAGUAAUCCUACUCUAGCAUUAUCAAUUAAAAAGCAAGGGUUGUAAAAGUACAAAAAAAACGUGUUUUAGUUUCCACAUCUUAUCAGUGAGCCUCAGUCAGAGUGCUGUUAUGCAGGGAAGCCAGCCAACUACACACACACACACACACACCACACCACACACACACACUUAUCUGGACCUCACAACUAUAUCACCCACCGCUUGUUUCAAAGAUGCUCUGGCAGCAGGGGACCUGCAAACAGAGGAAUGGAGGUAUUAGGGGGGUAGGUAAGUAAGGGAGAAAAGUUAUGUAUCAUAUGUGGAUCAGAUCAACCAGACCAUAGUGUUUACCUCUAUCUGCCUCCUGUGGUCUGGGUCCUUCUCCCACUGUGGGAGUCUGAAUCUCACCUCCUCGUUCACAGGCUCAGCCCCACCUGUAGUCAGCUAUUGUGCUCUUCUAUAAAACUGGCUGUGAAUUAAAUAAGGACACACACACAUCGACACAGACAGACAGAAGCAAAAAGAAGAGUUGUCAUUCUAAGCAUGACCUUUGAAUAGCUUUAGUAUCUUCCUUAGUACGCCUGUAAAGAGUACAAAAGUAGCUUAUCCAAGGGUGAUGAGUCCAAUUUGUUAUGCUGUUGUGCCAUAGGGCUUGAACUAUGUUUUACAGCUAUAUUUUCAUAUUAAAUUCUGAGCAUUUUAACUAUGAAAGAGAUGGAGGGUGACAUAUUUAUGACAACACCCAUACCUGGGGUUCACCCCCGUAUUUUUCAUCUUAAUGCUCCCUGUCUGUCUGGCUAGCUCUCCCUCUCCAAACCUCAGGGGGAGCAAUAACAAUGGGAGCGACCAGGUGACUUUACAGUCAAUCUCACCUUGGGUUUAUCUCCACCUCCAUAUCACUGCAGAUUAAACAGGCUGAAUUCGACUGAGCUCAGUCCAGCCUUGGUGAGACGUCCCUGGGGAGCAACAGAGAGAAGAUGGGGUUGGCCCAACGAGUGUUGGCUUCACAGCGGAGGUUGGGUGGACCCCAUGGUGCUGCUCUGUGUCUAUGGCUUCAGCUCAAUAAUGGAGGCCCUCUGAGCCUUUCCUCACGGACUACCUCAUCGGGCCAUACAAGAACCUUACCACCCAACAGGUAUGGCACAUUCAUUGUUUAUUCAUUUAACCUUGAUUUAGCCAGAUAAGUCAUAUCACAAAUUCUAUUUUAUGAUAACGACAAAUGCUUUUAUGUGAAUGUAUUGUUGUAUGAUAUAUCCUGCCAUUUUCCUGAUCUUUCCACAGGUUACGAGGCAGGUGUUCCCAAUAUGGGCGUAUUCCAUCCUCUUCCUACUCAUCCCAGUCUUCCUGGUAACAGACAUCCUGAAGUACAAGUCUGGCAUCAUCCUCCAGGCGCUUAACUACAUCCUGGCAUUUAUCAUGUUCAUCUUCAGCUCCUGUAGCUCAGUUGGUAGAGCAUGGCGCUUGCAACGCCAGGAUUGUGGGUUCAAUUCCCACGGGGGGCCAGUAUGAAAAAUGUAUGCACUCACUUAACUGUAAGUCGCUCUGGAUAAGAGCGUCUGCUAAAUGACUAAAAUGUAAAAUGGUGUGGUGUUGACUCAGUGCAACCUUAUCAUCUACAGUAUGGGCGCUGUGGGAGAUGUGGCCUACUAUUCCUAUAUCUACAGUGUGGUCCUCUGCCAGUAUUACCAGAGUUUGACUAGCUAUGCCAGAGGGGCUGUGCUACUGGGAUAUGCACUGGAGCCAUGUUGGGCCAACUCCUGCUGUCCCUCUACUGCCUCAAUGUCAUUACCUUGGGCUCCCUCUGUGUAGCGCUGUUGGCCGCACUCCUCCUGCCCAUGCCCCAGAGAAAAAUGUUUCUUUGGGGGGACUCUGUCUGAUGACCCAUUCGAGGAGGUUGUGUCCAGUUCAUGUGGAUCCUGGUUUGUGUGGUGGCUGAGAAGGAGGAGGAGGGUCAGGAGGGAAGUAAUGAGAGCUCUGAGGAGGUUGGCGGUGGAUUGCAAGGAGUGUUACUCCUCUGUCUCUGUGCUGUUCUUCUGUGUGUGGUCAGCUAUGGGCAAGUUUGGUAAUACCAGAUCAGAGUACACGUGCAGCUCCUUUGGGCAUCCAAAUAGCCCCAGUACAACUUCAUGGAAGGGUGGAGGCUGUCGUCACACUCAGGUAACAAUAUACAGUUGAAGUCGGAAAUGUACAUACAAUUAGUCAUUAAAACUCAUUUUUCAACCACUCCACAAAUUGCUUGUUAACUAACUACAGUUUUGGCAAGACGGCUAGGACAUCUAAUUUGUGCAUGACACAAGUAAUUUUUCCAACAAUUGUUUACAGACAGAUUAUUUCACAUAAAAUUCACUGUAUCACAUUCCAGUUGGUCAGAAAUGUACUUACACUAAAUUGACUGUGCCUUUAAACAGCUUGGAAAAUUCCAGAAAAUGAUGUCAUGGCUUUAGAAGCUUCUGAUAGGCUAAUUGACAUCAUUUGAAUCAAUUGGAGGUGUACCUGUGUAUGUAUUUCAAGGCCUACCUUCAAACUCAGUGCCUCUGUGCUUGACAUCAUGGGAAAAUCAAAAUAAAUCAGCCAAGACCUCAGAAAAACAAUUUCCAAAAGCCUGAAGGUACCACGUUCAUCUGUACAAACAAUAGUACUGCUGACGAGGUGUGAAGGAAGGAGUCAGGCACAGGAGGUAAAAUACUGAAGUCCAGUUUAAUCCGUUUGCAUAAAUCAAACGCCCCAAGCGUCAAACGAAAAUGUACAAGGGAAAACAUCCACCUUGGCAAAUAACACAGUGAAAUGUACCUCAACCAAGCUACACGCUCUCACAACAAAACAAUCACUCACAAAGACAAGGGGAACAAAGGGAACACUUAUACACAUACUAAUUAGGGGAAUGAGCACCAGGUGUGUGUGAUUGGCAAGACAUGAAAUGUGGAGUGAUGAGAAUGAGAUCGGCAGUAGCUAGUACUCCGGUAACGACGAACGCCGAAGCCUGCACGAACCAGGAGGGGGGGCAGCCUCGGCGGAAGUCGUGACAAGUACGCAAGUAUAAACACCAUGGGACCACGCAGCCAUCAUACCACUCAGGAAGGAAACGCGUUCUGUCUCCUAGAGAUUAAUGUACUUUGGUGCGAAAAGUGAAAAUCAAUCCCAGAACAACAGCAAAAGACCUUGUGAAGAUGCUGGAGGAAGCAGGUACAAAAGUAUCUAUAUCCACAGUAAAACGAGUCAUAUAUCGACAUAACCUGAAAGGCCGCUCAGCAAGGAAGAAGCCACUGCUCCAAAACCGCCAUAAAAAAGCCAGACUACGUUUUGCAACUGCACAUGGGGACAAAUAUCUUACUUUUUGGAGAAAUGUCCUCUGGUCUGAUGAAACAAAAAUAGAACUGUUUGGCCAUAAUCACCAUCGUUAUGUUUUGGAGGAAAAAUUGGAUAUCUUGCAAGCCGAAGAACACCAUCCCAACCGUGAAGCACGGGGUGGCAGCAUCAUGCUGUGGGGGUGCUUUGCAGCAGGAGGGACUGGUGCACUUCACAAAAUAGAUGGCAUUAUGAGGAAGGAAAAUUAUGUGGAUAUAUUGUGAGGAAAUUAUGUGGAUAUAUAUUGUGGUCCUCUGUAGCUCAAUUGGUAGAGAAUGGCGCUUGUAACACCAGGGUAGUGGGUUCGAUCCCCAGGACCACCCAUACGUAAAAAUGUAUGCACACGUGACUGUAAGUCGCUUUGGAUAAAAGCGUCUGCUAAAUGGUAUAUUAUUAUUAUAUUAUUAUUAUAUAUGAAGCAACAUCUCAAGACAUCAGUCAGGAAGUUAAAGCUUGGUCACAAAUGGGUCUUCCAAAUGGACAAUGAUCCCAAGCAUACUUCCAAAGUUGUGGCAAAAUGGCUUAUGGACAACAAAGUCAAGGUAUUGGAGUGGCCAUCACAAAGCCCUGACCUCAAAACUAUAGAAAAUGUGUGGGCAGAACUGAAAAAGCGUGUGCGAGCAAGGAGGCCUACAAACCUGACUCAGUUACACUAGCUCUGUUAGGAGGAAUGGGCCAAAAUUCACCCAACUUAUUGUGGGAAGCUUGUGGAAGGCUACCCGAAAUGUUUGACCCAAGUUAAACAAUUUAAAGGCAAUGCUACCAAAUACUAAUUGAGUGUAUGUAAACUUCUGACCCACUGGGAAUGCGAUGAAAGAAAUAAAAGCUGAAAUAAAUCAUUCUCUCCACUAUUAUUCUGACAUUUCACAUUCUUAAAAUAAAGUGGUGAUCCUAACUGACCUAAGACAGGGAAUUUUUACUAGGAUUAAAUGGCAGGAAUUGUGAAAAACCUGAGUUUAAAUGUAUUUGGCUAAGGUGUAUGUAAACUUCCGACUUCAACUGUAACUACUCUCUAAAAAAAACUCUCCACAUGCCUCUUGGUAAAGCUCUGGAGUUAAACCCCAUAUUUUCUCUACUUUCACAGUCCUAACAAAUGUAAUUUUUGUAAUUAACAUGUAAUCUUUGGCAAUCUAUGGUAACUUUGGUAGUUUAUUUCAAUAACUUUUAAUAAAUGUAUUCGUAUACAGUGGCUUGCAAAAGUAUUCACCCCCCCUUGGCAUUUUUCCUAUUUUGUUGCCUUACAACCUGGAAUUAAUAUAGAUUUUUGGGGGGUUUGUAUCAUUUGAUUUACACAACAUGCCUACCACUUUGAAUAUGCAAAAUAUUUUUUGGGGUGAAACAAACAAGAAAUAAGACAAAAAACAGAAAACUUGAGCGUGCAUAACUAUUCACCCCCCCAAAGUCAAUACUUUGGAGAGACACCUUUUGCAGCAAUUACAGCUGCAAGUCUCUUGGGGUAUGUCUCUAUAAGCUUGGCACAUCUAGCCACUAGGAUUUUUGCCCAUUCAUCAAGGCAAAACUGCUCCAGCUCCUUCAAGUUGGAUGGGUUCCGCUCGUGUACAGCAAUCUUUAAAUCAUACCACAGAUUCUCAAUUGGAUUGAGGUCUGGGCUUUGACUAGGCCAUUCCAAGACAUUUAUAGUUUUUGCCCAUUGCUUACACACUAAAACCGAAUGGUCAGACCAAAGCCUCAAUACCUAAACUUCUUGUAGCAUACCUUAAACACAGUGUAACCAUAGCUUAAACACAAUGUCAACUUUGCACUUUGUUUGCAAUUCUGUAACACACUUAUUGCGAAACACUACACACGUUUUCUUACAUUAGACACUUCACGAAACAAAAUCACCUGUUAUCAUUGGGAAAACACUCUGUUCAAAAUGCAAAACUCAUCUGGCAAUUGUAUGCACUUACAUACACACCUGAAAACACUUGCACAGAAAACAGAACACCAAUCAGUCUGAACCUUAGCACUACAAAUAGGCCUCAGGUAAGCCAUUUUUAGAACUUUGCAAGCAUGGAGGCAAUGAGAGUCAGAGUAAGAGGAGGACAAAGAGAGAGAGGAGUCGGAUGUGGAAGAGGACGAGGACCAGUGCGGAGACGUAUAUCAGAUGACAUCAGGGCUACUCUGGUGGACCAUGUGAUAAAUCAUGGCCUGUCCAUGAGGGAGGCUGGGCAAAGAGUCCACCCUAACCUCAGUCGCUACACAGUAGCAUCGAUAAUAAGGACAUUCCGACUGGAGAACAGGUAUAUCUUCAAGUUUCUACUCCAGACUGUACCUACUGUAUGUGUCACAUGAUUCUGUAUCAUAUUACAGUAUUACUGUACUAACUAUACUAUACAAAAAUGGGUAGUGCUGUGAAGUACUGUAUAUGUAAAGGAAUACCAUUGUGAUGUUGCAGUACUGUAUACAGUUUGAAAGUACAGUAUGUGAAAAAUAACCUAACCAAUAACAUCUUGUGGUGGCAUUUUCUACAGAAUGGUUGGACGACCUCCUCAAGGUGGAAGGGAAUGGCUCUUCACUCAACAACAAGAGCUUGCCAUCAUUGAAAUGGUGCGAGAAAAUAAUGCAAUCCAACUUCGUGAGUUGCAACAACGCAUAAUUGCAAAUGGAAAUGAAUUCAACAAUAUCAACAGGGUCAGCAUUUCUACACUAAGUCACAUCCAACAGAAACAUAACUUCAGAAUGAAGCAGCUGUACAGUGUGCCAUUUGAGAGGAACAGUGUCAGGGUCAAGGAUCUGCGCCAUGAUUAUGUGCAGGUAUGUGUCACUUUACUUUACAUACUAUGUAUUGUGAUGUGGGAAUGAGGGUUUAUGCUGCCACCUGCCCUGCCUGUAGCUUGUAGUUUUUGUCUAUACUCACCCAACCCAGCCCCUACUUGUGUGAAAAUAUAGACAUUGUAGUUACUGUAUGUGUUUUCAGUAACACUAUUCAAUAUUUUCUGUUACAGACAGUUCUGGAGUUUGAUGCCGCCGAACUGCCUCAUGAGUUCAUCUACGUGGAUGAGGCAGGCUUCAAUCUGGCCAAAACCAGGCGUCGGGGCCGUAACGUAGUUGGACAAAGGGCUGUUGUAAAUGUAAAUCCGAACAGAAGGCGUGAUCCAUAUGCCCCCCCCGUCCCCCCACCACACACACGCACACGCACACGCACACACACACGCACACACACACAAAACAAGUAUAUGUUUUUUCCCCCAAUAGCAAUUUAUCCAGUAAUUGUUUUGUUUUUUUACUUUUGUUUUGUUGCUAAAUUUGAAGUUAAGAAUUUCUGUAAGAAUGUUAGUUUUUUUGUAAAAACUUUUUUGUAAAUACUGUUUGAUUACUGCAGAAAUUCUACUUUUGAGUUUUACAGAAGACAAUGACAAUAAAAUGACAAUAAAAAUAGAAACACAAAGACUGCAGUGUUUUAUAUAAAGCCCAUCAGUGUGUUGCUUGUGAUAUGAAAGAGUAAUUCAAAUGUUGCUUGUGUGCAUGGUUUUGUUGCAAGAAUUUCAUUUUUAGAAAGGAGUGUUAAUUUUUGAUUGUUUCAUUUUGGCAUAUAUGUGAGUUGUUAAUCUCCAAGUGCUAUGUUUGAUUGGCUUGUGUGAUGAGUUUUGACAUAAUGAGCCAAAUUCUGCAAAAAGUGUGUAAGCAAUAGGCAAAAACUGUAAAUGUUUCCCCUUAAAUCACUUGAGUGUUGCUUUAGCAGUAUGUUUAGAGUCAUUGUCCUGCUGGAAGGUGAACAUCCGUCCCAGUCUCAAAUCUCUGGAAGACUGAAACAGGUUUCCCUCAAGAAUGUCCCUGUAUUCAGCGCCAUCCAUCAUUCCUUCAAUUCUGAACAGUUUCCCAGUCCCUGCCGAUGAAAACAUCCCCACAACAUGAUGCUGCCACCACCAUGCUUCACUGUGGGGAUGGUGUUCUCGGGGUGAUGAGAAGUGUUGGGUUUGCGCCAGACAUAGCGUUUUCCUUGAUGGCCAAAAAGCUCAAUUUUAGUCUCAUCUGACCAGAGUACCUUCUUCCAUAUGUUUGGGGAGUCUCCCACAUGCCUUUUGGCGAACACCAAACGUGUUUACUUAUUUUUUUUCUUUAAGCAAUGGCUUUUUUCUGGCCACUCUUCCGUAAAGCCCAGCUCUGUGGAGUGUACGGCUUAAAGUGGUCCUAUGGACAGAUACUCCAAUCUUCACUGUGGAGCUUUGCAGCUCCUUCAGGGUUGUAUUUGGUCUCUUUGUUGCCUCUCUGAUUAAUGGCCUCCUUGCCUGGUCCGUGAGUUUUGGUGGGCGGCCCUCUUUUGGCAGGUUCAUUUUGUGGUGCCAUAUUCUUUCCAAUUUUUUAUAAUGGAUUUAAUGGUGCUCUGAGGGAUGUUCAAAGUUUCUGAUAUUUUUUUAUAACCCAACCCUGAUCUGUACUUCUCCACAACUUUAUCACUGACAGUUUGGAAAGCUCCUUGGUCUUCAUGGGGCCGCUUGCUUGGUGGUGCCCCUCGCUCAGUGGUGUUGCAGACUCUGGGGCCUUUCAGAACAGGUGUAUAUAUACUGAGAUCAUGUGACAGAUCAUGUGACACUUAGAUUGCACACAGGUGGACUUUAUUUAACUAAUUAUGUGACUUCUAAUGGUAAUUGGUUGCACCAGAUGUUAUUUAGGCACUUCAUAGCAAAGGUGAUUAAUAGAUCCACACCACUUUUCCGUUAUUUACUUUUUUGAAUUUUUUGAAACAAGUUAUUUUUUGAAUUUCCCUACACCAAUUUGGACUAUUUUGUGUAUGUCCAUUACAUGAAAUCCAAAUAAAAAUCCAUUUAAAUUACAGGUUGUAAUGCAACAAAAUAGGAAAAAGGCCAAGGGGGAGGAAUACAUUUGCAAGGCACUGUAUGUACUGAUAUGUAGGCUAUGUGUGACGUUUUACAUUUAUGUAGUUCAGUCCUUGACCCUGUAAUGUUCUGUACUAUGUAUUAUGUCAUGUUUCAUGUGGGCCCCAGGAAGAGUAGCUACUACUUUUGCAGUGGCUAAUGGGGAUCCUGAUAAAUAUGAAAAACCAAAAAUCCUACAGACUACAUACCACAAUCCCCCAGUUCCAUGGAUCCCAGCCCAGUGGCCUACAGCCUCCACUCAUCAUCCGUUUACCUCGCCACCUUACUACCUGAUCCGACCCAGGGGCUGCAGCACAGGACACAAAGUCAAGCCUGCAUAUACUGGAGAGACCCAUGACUCCAGUGAUAUUCUAGAACCCAGUCGGCCCCUGACCCUCUUUGGACAACACCACCCCAGGCCUACCAGCCUGCGGCCCAGCCAUACAAGGCUCCAGCCCAGGCCCCAGCUCAGCCCUACUAUUCCCCGGCUCAGCCAUACUUUUAUUUAAAUUUUAUUUAACCUUUAUUUAACCAGGUAAGCUAGUUUAGAACAAGUUCUCAUUUACAACUGUGACCUGGCCAAGAUAAAGCAAAGCAGUGCGAUAAAAACAACAACACAGAGUUACAUAUGGGUUAAAACAAAACAUAAAGUCAAAAAUACAACAGAAAAUAUAUAUACAGUGUGUGCAAAUGUAGCAAGUUAUGGAGGUAAGGCAAUAAAUAGGCUAUAGUGCAAAAUAAUUACAAUUAGUAUUAACACUGGAAUGAUAGAUGUGCAAGACAUGAUGUGCAAAUAGAGAUACUGGGGUGCAAAUGAGCAAAAUAAAUAACAAUAUGGGGAUGAGGUAGUUGGGUGGGCUAAUUUCAAAUGGGCUGUGUACAGGUGCAGUGAUCGGUAAGGUGCUAUGACAACUGAUGCUUAAAGUUAGUGAGGGAGAUAAGAGUCUCCAGCUUCAGAGAUUUUUGCAAUUCGUUCCAGUCAUUGGCAGCAGAGAACUGGAAGGAAUGGCGGCCAAAGGAGGUGUUGGCUUUGGGGAUGACCAGUGAGAUAUACCUGCUGGAGCGCAUACUACGGGUGGGUGUUGCUAUGGUGACCAAUGAGCUAAGAUAAGGCAGGGAUUUGCCUAGCAGUGAUUUAUAGAUGGCCUGGAGCCAGUGGGUUUGAAGACGAAUAUGUAGUGAGGACCAGCCAACAAGAGCGUACAGGUCACAGUGGUGGGUAGUAUGUGGGGCUUUGGUGACAAAACGGAUGGCACUGUGAUAGACUACAUCCAAUUUGCUGAGUAGAGUGUUGGAGGCUAUUUUGUAAAUGACAUCGCCGAAGUCAAGGAUCGGUAGGAUAGUCAGUUUUACGAGGGCAUGUUUGGCAGCAUGAGUGAAGGAGGCUUUGUUGCGAAAUAGGAAGCCGAUUCUAGAUUUAACUUUGGAUUGGAGAUGCUUAAUGUGAGUCUGGAAGGAGAGUUUACAGUCUAACCAGACACCUAGGUAUUUGUAGUUGUCCACAUACUCUAGGUCAGACCCGUUGAGAGUAGUGAUUCUAGUCGGGUGGGCGGGUGCCAGCAGCGUUCGAUUGAAGAGCAUGCAUUUAGUUUUACUAGUGUUUAAGAGCAGUUGGAGGCUACUGAAGGAGUGUUGUAUGGCAUUGAAGCUCGUUUGGAGGUUUGUUAACACAGUGUCCAAUGAAGGGCCAGAUGUAUACAAAAUGGUGUCGUCUGCGUAGAGGUGGAUCUGAGAGUCACCAGAAGCAAGAGCGACAUCAUUGAUAUACACAGAGAAAAGAGUCGGCCCAAGAAUUGAACCCUGUGGCACCCCCACAGAGACUGCCAUAGGUCCAGACAACAGGCCCUCCGAUUUGACACAUUGAACUCUAUCUGAGAAGUUGUUCGUGAACCAGGCGAGGCAGUCAUUUGAGAAACCAAGGCUAUUUAGUCUGCCAAUACCAGGCUCCAGCCCAGGGCCCAGCUCAGCCCUAUCAGCCUCCAGCCCUGCCAUACCAAGCUCCAGCACUGGCCCCCGCUCAGCCCUACCAGGCCCUGGUCCAGCCAUGCCAGGUCCCAGCUCAGCCGUACCAGCUCCAUCCCCCGCUCAGCCCUACCAGCCCCUGGUCCACCCAUACCAGGCUCCAGCCCAGGCACCCUCUCAGCCCUACCAGCCCCUAGUCCAGUCAUACCAGGCUCCAGCUGUAACAAUG